AUGGGAAGAUCACGCGAACACAAUUCUGUGAUCAAAUCGGCUGACGACUUCAGAGUCGAGACCUUUUUGGACAUUGAUUUAUCUGGUGAGUAGCAUGCAGAGAGGGCCAGAGGUAAUUAUACAGUAGAUGUGCUAACUCAUGAAAUGCUAACCGAAAUUCGGAAAUGCGUUUUAGACUCGAAAAUUGGCUACUUAAGUAGUAUGGGUUUUUAUCGUUGAUUGUCGAUGCCCCUACAAAUUCAAAUAUACUUAACAAAAAACGUACAUUAAAAUCCUCAUUAUUUCACUUCUCUGGUAGAAAAUUACGUCCUCUUUAAAGCUUAUACUUGGACGAAGUGUAUAACAUGGCAUUAAAAUGUUUAUAAAACCGUGAAAUGCCAGUUCAUAAGACAUCGUAUCUCUGUAUUUACUAAUGUCGCUUGUCGUUUAUAAUAUGGCUCAAAUUAAUUAAAUUAAAUAGACUUUACGAACCCAUCAUGGUUUCUUCCUAGAAGCGUGUAGAAAUGUAUGAUUUUUCGUACACGGAAACCUUAAAUAAAAGUGUAGUGGCAAGUUGGGUUCAAAAUUUUUCAGGAAUUUGAAAAGUUAUUAGAACCUCAUUGUACCCUUUGCUCAAGUAUAGACUCUGAAGAGGACGUAAUUUUCUACCAAUGAAAUGAAAUAAUGAAUAUUUUGAUGCACGUAUUUUUAUGAAAUAUAUUUGAAUUUACAAAGGCAUCGGAAAUCAACGAUAAAAAACCAAUACUAGUUAAUUAGUCGUUUUUGCAGAGUGUGGAUUUUGCAGACGGCCGGAAGGAAGUUCGUUCAAAAGCUGGCAUCCCAAAGUGUCUGAAAUAUCUCGGGAUUAUACUGCACGACAAUUAAUAUUACAACCCUACUUAAGUAAUCUCUUCGAUUCGAAAGCGCAUUUCAGAAUUCCGGUUAACAUUUCAUUAGUUAGUGCAUCUAUCGUAUGUUAAAUACAGCAGCAUUUACAAAGAUUGCACUUCUAUAAUAUUAUAUUUUUUCGUCAAAUCUCUCAGCGCACAUUUUCCUUGAAGUUCCUACGUUCUCAUGGGGAUAACUCCAUUAAAUUCCUAGAGCAGGUUUCUCAACUACAGAGUAAUGAUAAGAAAUGUUUAGGCUAAAUGUCUAAAAUAAAUUCAAAGUCAAAAAAGCCUAAUAAUCUGUGGUCUGACAAAUAAAUUUGUAAUUCCUGAAGAAAGAGGAGCCUGUUCUGUGCAUUCUCUUCACUAAACUGUUGAGUUUUCGGAUCUCUGACAAUAAAGACACAUUGCUGCAAGAGGUAUAUUUUUCAAUUUCACGAUGCCAUUUCUUUAGUUUACUGGGCUAAACAUGGGAUACGCAGUUAGUGAAUAAUCUUCAAGUCUUUGUUUGCUAAACUGAAUGCAAAAAGUGGUCGAUAAUGGGCUCCAAUGACGUUUUCCUCUAGACUUUGAGGUAUUGCGACAUUCUUAAGUUCCAUAAUGUUCUAUAAUGUCGCAACUCAGUUCUGAGGACGUUCAAAGUUAGCAUCUGCUGGGUUUGUUUUCUUGCAGACUUACUCGUUUUUACAUUCUUGCCAAAAUGACCUACUUUCUUUUAUAUUGUGAGUUCGCUUUCCUAUUUUAUCGGAGGGAUAAAAUGAAGGGUUAAUUUUAGACGAGGCUGAAUAUGAAGACAGUCAUAUGCUCGGCGGGUGCCUGGGAAGGCUCUUCCCAUCUGGUCUCAAAUCAGAGUUCAUCUCAUUGUCCAAACUCGCACUCCCUAUCGUAAGUAUUCCUACGACUGACAAAUAACUGUUUGUCUGUGCACUAACUGAUGCAAACAUUUCAUUUAGCUAUCGUCACAUCAAGUUUGAAUGAGUAGUAGCCAUUUUAUGGGGAGAAAAUGACAACAUCAUCUCUUUUUUCGUUAAGAAAAACACAAAGACAAUUUAAACAGUCCGCUGACAGAAGGCCGCGUUUAAUUCACUCUGCAAAUUCGUUUAACAAAGAACAAGCCUCAAUACACAUUAUGCUAAUAAAUAGGACUGAUAACCUCGAGUGCAUUUAUACGCCUACCCAGGUCCCAAACUCCAUCUCCUGGACAGGGAUAGCCUAGCACAGUUGUCUCAGGUAGAUAUGACACGCACCGCAUCGGCGGCCAGUAAGAGAACAAUUCGAAAGACGAAAUCACACUGCGUAUUGAUCGUUGUGACCUAACCCCACAACGGACAGCGCUAUAGAUGAUAUGAACAAAGGCCGGAAUAAGAUUUGCUCAAGCUACGCAUUGACCAGACCGCGUAGAGUUCGAACAAACCCAAAAUUACCACCGUACGUGGGAUAAGAGUGUCACUUCUAGAUGAAGGCCCUCACUCUGCGUCCGCCACUGCACCUAAUUCCACCACCAGCCGGUUGACAGGUUCGAAGGGUAGGCCUGUGCAUUAGAGCGGCAGGAGAAAAAGAACGGGUAGGGUUAAGGACGGAAAAUUCCAUUCCCACUGUAUAUCAAUGUAUCUUUCACGAUGCUCUGAAACUCGGGGUCUGAAAGGCUGACAACUGACGGGCUAACCCGACCACACUCAGGACUCAGAUCCAAGCUGAAAUGUUUUCUGCCAAAUAUUACUACUCAGACAUUCUCGGGCAUCCCAGGUCUACAGUAGUUUGGCUAACUCAUGAAAUGUCAACCGAAAUUCCGAAAUGCGUUUUCGUUCAGUAAAGAUUAAUUAAGUAGGGUUGUAAAAGUGGUCAGCCUGAAACAUAAUUCUAUAAUAUUUCAGUUACCUCAGGAUGCCGGCUUACGAAUCAACUUCCUUCCGGCUGCAUACAAAAACCAUACUCUGUAAAAAAAGACUACUUAAGUAGCAUGAAUGUUUACCAUUGAUUUUCAAUGCCCUUAAAAAGUAAAUUAUAUUUCACAGAGAACAUUUAAAAAAACAUUCAUUCUUUUGCUCUUUCGGUAGAAAACUACAUCUGCUUCCAAUUUUACACUCGAACGAGGGAAAUAAUUCGGUUUUAAAAAGUUUCUUAUUGUGGGACUUUUAAAUACCGUGAAGUGGCCGUUCAUAAAUCGUCAUGUCCCUGCAUUUGCCAGUGUGUCCUGUAAAGUUAACAAUAUGCAUCAAAUCCAAUGCUAAAUUUUAUGAACUCCAUAUGGUCCCCUUCUUGUUACUGUAGAGAAAUGUGUGGUUUUCCGUACGCGGAAAAUAUACGGCUUGUAACUUUGAAACCCUGAAUCCAAGUGUAACGGUAGAACUGGUUCAAAAUUAUUCGGGAAUUGGAAAAGUUAUUUAAAACCGAAUUAUACCCUGCCUUCGCUCGUAAGAUUGGAAGAAGACGUUAUUUCCUGCCAAAUGAGCAAAAGAAUGAAUAUUUUUAUAUAUGUUUUCCAUGAAAUAUAAUUGGACUUUUAGGAGCAUCGAAAAUCAACAAGAAAAAUUCAUGAUAAUUAAGUAGUCAUUUUUACAGAGUGUAGUUAUGGCAUGGAGCCGGAAGGAGGUACAUUCGAAAGCCGGCAUCCUGAUGUAACUGAAAUAUUCGAGAUUUAUGUUGCAGGCUGGCUACUUUUACAACUCUACCUAAUUAAUCUUUUCGGAACGAAAACGCAUUUCGGAAUUUCGGUUGACAUUUCAUGAGUUAGCCCAUCUACUCCAGGUUACCCUUAUAAAAGUCCAACAUAUAUAUAGUCGACACUAGGUAGCGUGUUGUACGCGAAAGCGGGCUGUUUAACCUUGGUAUCCAACGCGCUCAAGUCCACCUCCUGUCGCCCUGACAUUAUCUUGCCAUUAUAACAGGAUGGGUUUAGAGGAAGGAGCAGAGUUGACGCUGCACAAAUCUUCUCCUGUAAAAACUAUUCUACUGCAAGAAAGCGUCCUUCGGCCAUUCCAUGGGGCAUUGGAUGGACGUCGUUCGCGGCCGUCAAACUGUCCUAUGGUAUCUCCAGGAUUGAACAAUGCUACAACUUGCUAUGUUAACCACAAUCAAUAGGGUGUACGCAAACUAUCUGACUAGUUAGAAAGUAGUCAUUUUUUUACUUUUUGAUAGUGCUCUGGUGAAAGGCUCAUUUUUGUAUUCUCUAUCAUGGCAUAUCCUUUUUUAGAUGACUACUAUCAUUGCAACCAACACCAUGGAUACAGUCAGCUUAAUUUUUUGCGCGCGUCUUGGGGAUACCCAGUUUGCUGCAGUCGGAUUGGCCAAUUCGAUUUUCAGCAUCACUGGAUUGGCUGUCAUGUAUGGCCUGCUGACUGCGUGUGACACAUUUUUUACGCAGGUAAGAUGAGCAUACUUUCUACGCUCUUACCCAUUCUUUUCCCGAUGUAGCAGACCUUUAGUUCCAUAAGUGCUAACUGAUCUCAAAAUGUCCAAAAUACUCAGAGAGGUUUUGAUGGAAACGAUGUUUCUACAUCUAAUUAAACGCAACUGUAACGAUCUGCGAUAAUCUGCAGAACAGAUCUCGAAGAUCUUUACCCAAAAUCCCAGCAGUCUCACUUCAUACGUAGCAGUGUUUAUACAACAAAUGAAAGCAAAUGGAGACUUGUACAGAUAAUUCGCAUCCCGAAUCAAACGUUAGACCAAAAAUAGGUGGACUUGUGGCGGUCAAGAAGGUGAGAUCAACUUAAACCACGAACAAUAAUUUCGUUUCGUCUAUUGCCAGAAAUCAGGGAGCUGUGAGGACUAGUUUAUUCUGCACACAGGGCAGGUUGCCGUAAGUUGGCUGUUUGCUUGCAACAGGGAUAAGCGUCCGUUCACGGAGAGCGUCAGUCGCGGUGGGGGUGACUGGGCGAGUGCCGGCCAUGAGAUUGGACGGAUUAGGGGAACGCAUUAUCACAGGAGCUCAUGGGUAUCAGUCCAGGUCGUCCGACGCGCGUGAGGUGAUAAUAGUUUGUGAGGGCAGCCGGGAGUCACUGCAGCUGGACAGGAGGGGCCCCAGUUCUAGCCGGCGGGGGUGGUCGUGUGUCAACGGCCUGUUAACACUUGUCGCGGCCAUCGACCGACAAAAGGGAGCCGGAGAAAAGGGGGGCUGGAGCGGCAGUUACAGGCUUAGUCUUCGGGAGUAUUCAAUAUGGGCAUUGUAAUGCGAUAUAAUUGUAUUACUUUAUAACUAGUAGUAAAACGCACAAAGUCUAACGUUUGAAUAAGGUUGUCGUAUUCAAGUGGCCUAUGUAGUGACCGAAACAGUCAACAGAAAGGUAUGACCCUCUACGAAGGUUUAACUGGAAUCCAGUUGGAACACUUUUUGGCGGACAAGAUGUUCACUUAAUGCAACCUCAGAAGUCAAAAUGGAACUGUCUGGAGUGAAAGAUACACAGUUAUUAAAGUUGCAAAGAAGACAAACGCGUGAUCACUGGAACAGUACGUGCACUAGUCGGAGCUUUCGGUCUCGUACAGGAGACCAUCGUCAGAGGCUGAGAAUGCGGCGUCAAAUGAGAAGUUUUUGUAGUCGCCCCAAGAAGGGGGUAGGAGUGCAGGGGGUGGUGUUCGCGAUAGGCCUGAGUCAACGCCAUCUCACGGCGGCGUGACUGCGUGCACCCUUGGCUGGGAAUUGGGUCUCUACUCCCGGCCGCGGGAACGGAGCGCGUGAUAGCAGGGGGGUAUUUCAACGUGUCUGUUGAUAGAGUUGAUGUCAGACCCCCAGGCUUCCAACAGUUCUCGCCCUGUCUUAUUGCUGGCCCGCGCCAUUAUCCGCGUGCUCGCAAAGUUGAAUUCGUGGCCUUCCUCCAGGGUGUGAAUGGCGACCUGAGGCAACGGGUCGCCUCUCCGGACCGCCCAUUUAUGCUCCGCUAAUCGUGAGCUAAGUCGCCGUCCGGUCUGUCCUGUGUAGUGGCGAGGGCAGUCCCGGUAACAAGAACCUAGGACUCGCAUAAUAGCUUCCACCCACGAACAAUUUCCCUCGACACAAUGAAGGCGAAUUAAAGGUCAUAGUCAUGUUGCUCCAAUGAUUUCGACUUUUGAAAACCGGACUCCGGCUGCAACUGGGGUUCGCUAGCCAAGCCUGGAGACCAUGGACCACCAAGGACCUCAGCAUUUUCGAAAAAGUUCGAAGGCGUGCAACGAAAUCUGCGACUGGACAGGGCUCACUCUCCUAUGAAGUACAAUUAUCUAGUCUCGAUCUCUUCCCUUUGAGUCAGAAACAACUACGAGGUGACAUGAUACAAACACUCCGCCCCAUGCCCGCUCAGAAAUGCAAUUGGAGACUGCUCCUAAACAGCAACCACAUCAAACCCAAAAGUCUAUCCUUUCAAACUACACGUGACUGAAGUCACUAUGCAUUCGCAGAAGUUCUUUUACUCCAACAGAGUAGUUGAAUAUCUGAAUGGUCUCUCUACGGAUGUCGUUAUGUCCUCAUACGCAGGGGCUUUUAAGGGGAAGCUAGGUCAGUAUAACGUUUCGUGCCAUAAUGCUCUCUGACCGGCGCCGUCUUUAAGUCUUAUGUCAACAGUUUAUCACAACUUCGAAAUCACUAUACAUGCUUCGAUAAUGCUGAAACUCAUCGUUCACAGCGAUCAAGCUAGCACACCGCUUUACGCAUUUACUAAAAGUACUCUGACGUGAACGGCAGUUGGCUUUUUUAAACUCCUUUUUGCUUAACUCAACUUUAGACAUAUGGCAGCACUAACAAACAGAACAUGGGCAUACACCUUCAAAGGGGUAAGUGUUAUGGAUUUCGUUGUUUGUGUGCAGAAGUCUACUAAUUGUUAAUUACUUUCGUCUGGGGGAAUUUUGGUGGAAUUAUCUACAGAUUUCGCGUUCUGUAGACUACCAGUUAAAAAUCGGCAUUGUCAUUCAUUUCUGCUUGUCAAUGGGCAACAGUUCUUACCGUUACAGGGUCAGCAUAGGCGUUUGUUCAGGACACAUGUUGAAGAAUGCAAAGAGCUCAACUUUUAAAUGAGUUGUGUCUGUCAACUUUGACCACACACGACAGUUGGACCGCCGUAUCUGACGAUCUCCACCGUGUUUUUCACAACAAGGUGAGGCUGGGACGGGGACUUGUGCGUGAGUUAGUUUAUAGUGAUGGUAGACUUGCACAGCAUCUACCGCACCCUAUUUCCACUCCACACCUGGACCCGGUGUCAAGACAGAGUCAAGAAGACCGGAAGCAGGGGAGGGCGCAGGUGGAUGGCGCGGUCGAGCCCGCACCUUGGCGGCCCAGUCCACACCCCCUAGUCCACCGGGGCGGCAAGGUUCCCGGUGUGCGCGACGUCUGCCGGUUGCCGAUUCUGCCGUCGCACCCCGAAAUGUUGGCCUUUCUUAUGGUGCACAAUUCCGAUAACGCCAGAAUCCGGUAUGGCCCCCGUGUUGGUCCAGCGCAUCUACAGUGCAUGGCCGAUCUCAUGGAAUGUUGGCCAAAAUUCUGAAAUGCGUUUUUAAUUAGGAAGAAUUACUUAAGUGGGGCUGUAAUACCGAUUAUCUUGCACCAUAAUCCUAUAAUAUUUCGGACUCGGUAGGAUGUUAGCUUUUGAAUGCACUGCUUUUUAAUCUUUUGUACAAACCGUACUUGGGAAGCAAUUACUACUUAAGUAACAUGCAUUUUUCACACUGGUUUAUAGAAAACACGAACAAAAAUAUGCUUUCUUUCAGCCCUUUGGUAGUGAAUCACGUCAUGUUUAUUUUUUGUACUCGAAAAAGGCGUAAAAUUAGGCUUUAAAAACGCUUUCUAAUUGCCGAAUAAUUUUGGGCCUAAUCAGCCGUUGCAUUAGCGCUUAGUGAUUUCAGUCUACAAGGUGCAUGAGUUCCGCGUAGAGAAAGUCACACAUUCUUCUAUGCCUUUAAGAAGAUACUAUAUAGGUUCCAUAAAAUUUUGCAAUUCAUGCGGACCAUGUUGUACAUGUCAGGAGGAGCAGUAGUAAACGGAGAAGUACAAUUCUGUAUAAAUGGACAUUGCACGGUCUUAAAAAUCUCAUAAUUAGAAACUUUUUUAAAACCUAAUUAUAGUUCCUCUUCGAGUAUAAAAUAUGAAGAUGACGUGAUUCGCUAUCAAACGGCUGCAAGAAAGCAUAUUUUUGUUCGGGCUUUCUAUAAAAUAUAUUUGAAUUUGCGAGAUCAUCGAAAAUCAAUAGGAAAAAUGCAUGCUACUUAAGUAGUCAUUCUUUACCGAGUACGUACUCUAUAGGAGAUUGAUAAUCAGUGAAUUAAAAAGCUAACAUCCAACCGAGUCCGAAAUAUUAUAGGAUUAUGGUGCAAGAUAAUCAGUAUUGCAGUCUCACCUAAGUAAUCCUUCCUAAUCAAAAACGCAUUUCAGAAUUUCAGCCAACAUUUAAUGAGAUCGGUCACGCCCAUUUGGAGGCACUAACAUACACUGAGUUCGUCCCGUCUUUUGUCAGAAGUCACAGAGUUCGAGAACCGAUUUAUUCUACACACAGGGCAGGUUGUCGUGAUUUGUGUUUUUGCUUUCGUGUCACAACAAAGCCUCCGUUCGGUGGCGCAUAGGGGACGGUGUAUGGUUUUCUUGAGUCUGACGUGUCUGUUCCACCAUGAGCAAGUGACUGGCUACAUGUCGGACACGUGAUCAGUUAGUACAUGGGCUGAAUAGUACGAGCACGACCACUAGGGCCCAGGGAUGACGGAUGACGCCUGUUUGCGGUCGACGCGCGUGAGAUGGUGGGGGAGGCGCAGUUGCGACUCAGCACAGCUGGAUUAUAGGUGCUUCAGACUGUAGCGGGCAGCCAUCAGGAUCGGUCUGGCGUCAUUGUUCGAGACAUCGCUGCCUCAAGGUCAUUCAGCCCUUAGCAGUGAGCCGUUCCAGACGCACUGACCUGAAGUCACACGACCAACAGCUCGGGCAUACCUGCGUCCGCACAGCCGCAGCCGCCCACGUGCCGCCCCCUGCAACCAGCAAAACAAACCACUGGAGAUCACUUGAGCUUGGCCCUCGAGCCUACAAAAACGGCUGCCACCACUGUCCCAAGGGCUCUCAGGCAUGACUGAACGCAGUCAACACCAGCCCUGGCUUCGCCAGUGGCCACUGCCGUCUGAGAGGACAACUCUGGGUUUUAUGUGCAUUAGAGCCCACAUUCUGUCUUCUGUCCAUCAUUUUCAGCGGGACGACUGAGUGGUAUUCGCGGACUGUCAGUAGACAGUCAGUAAUGGACAAAUACUGAAUUCUGCACCAUACUGGCAGUAAAUGUACUAACUAAAAACCCAAACACUUGUUUCUCUGAUUUUCCGCUGUUGCAUUCGGAACCUGUGGUGGAUUCGGCUCACCAGUCACUGAGAAGUAUGUUCGCAUAUUAAUUUCUGAGGAACUUUAGAAGCUCAUCGCUGAAGUUGAAGUAUGUAGGAGAAAACAAGAGGGGAAUGCCUCGGACCCAGUGCUGAGCCGAACCCCUCACACCUACUUCCCACAGAGGCUGAAAAUUGGCAAAACUCACAUGCCUGAACUAACGGCCAGUACCUCUGCUAUCAGCAUGGUGAAGUAUUCAACACUUAUAUACUACUGGAUGCCUAUUGGUAGGUUGUGAAUAUUACUCGGCUAUUCCGUCACAGUUGACGGAUUUCAGCCAACUUAUUCAUAUCAACAUUCGGUCUUAGAGUAAAAUGGUCUGUCUCGAAGUAUUUACUCCAAGUUAUCGCACUUAGGUCUGAGGACGUCACAAAAGCUUAUUGAAAUGAUCCGGUUAGGAUUCGAAAUGUAAGCCCAGUAAGAAAAUAAGACCCAGAGACUCCUGAAAUACGGAAAUUUUUUUAGCAUUGGUCAAUAGAAACGAAGAGACGAGUCCCAGGAAGUGGUCUUGAAGAAGGAGACACGAUCGCCGGGACAAGAGCUUUAUUAGCCUGACGUUUCGGAUUCCUACUCAAAUCCAUCAUCAGAGACAAAAAAGCAGAAACGGGUGGUUGUUGCACAAGGGGCUGCGGUAUUAUUUAUAUUUAUUUAGAUAAAUACCGCAGCCCCUUGUGCAACAACCACCCGUUUCUGCUUUUUUGUCUCUGAUGAUGAAUUCGAGUAGGAAUCCGAAACGUCAGGCUAAUAAAGCUCUUGUCCCGGCGAUCGUGUCUCCUUCUUCAAGUUAGCAUUAGUUUUAUCAUUAGGGCAGGUGGGGGCGGCAGUUAACAGAAUCUGAGAGAGACAUUGAGAAAACCAGCAUUCCCGUCAUAUGUUUGUUUUAUUACCCGUAAAGUUGAGAGAGCGGGUUUUUCCAUUUGAAAGGCUUACCAGAACAGGUUUUUUGAGAGAUGAUGACGUUUCGAAGAGCUUAGCCGGCUCACUAUUGUCAAUGCGUAAAAUGCACAUAAUCGGAAAGAAAAGGGAGUGGUAUGCUACUCUGGUCGGCCUCAUGCUGAUCGUUUUUACGCCUCUUUCACUGCCUUGGCCAUUCGGGUGAUGUUUGACGGGUUAUUCGGCUGCGUGCUUUGUGAGUCACCAACUCGUGGGGUUGCUCAGAUUUUAUUACUCCAACAAGGUAUCGGCACAGGCUGCGCAAAUAGAAAUACGCGAAUUAGGGGGCGUGUAAGUUGGCAGAAAACAGGUAAUCUAAGACUUCUGCCGUCUGCUCCAAAUACAUCUGUUUGGCUUACUUUGAUAUGACAUAUUGGUUAAGGAACGCCGAAUUGUAUAAGUUGGUAGGUGGCAGGCAAAAUUAACCCCAAUUCUAACCCUUUCCGUAGCCGUAAUGUUCUGCCUAACCGUCGCAGCUGACGGAUUGCAGCUGAAGUACUCAUAUCAACAUUCGGCCCGGGGGUAAAACGGCUUGUCCCGAAGCCUCUACUCCAAGUGAGCGUAUUUAUCUGUGAGAACGUUAAAAGGGUUGUCAAAAAGAUCCGGUGAGGAUUCGAUAUGUAGGCCCAGUCAGCAAAUAAGACCCAGAGACUCCUGAAAUACGGUAAAAAUGUUAACAUUAGUUUUAUCAUUAGGGCAGUUGGGGACGCAGUUAACAGAAUCUGCAUGAAACAUUGAGAAAGCUUGCAUUUCCCUCAUACUUUUGCUUUAUUACCGGUAAAGCUGAGAACUAAGAAGGGCCCGCCCGAACAAGUUUUUUGAGAUGAUGACGUUUCGGAGAGCUUAGUCGUCUCACCGUUGUCAAAGUGUAAAAUGCACUUAAUCGAAAAGAAAAAGAAGUAGUAUGCCACGUUGGUCAACCACAUACUGAUCGAUUUUCCCUUCUCUCGCGACCUUGGCCUUUCGGGUGAUUUUUGGCGAUUGCGGAGCCCCUGUCGGGGUUGACCAUAUUUUAUUGCUGCAACGAGGUACCGGGACAGACUGCGCAGAUAGAAAUACGCGACUUAGGGGUAAUCCAAGACUCCUGUUUUCUGCUUGAUUUGAUAUGACAUAUUGGUUAAAGAACACCGAAUUGUGUAAAAUGGUAGAUGGCAGGCAAAAUUGACCCUCAUUGUAACCCUUUACCUAGCCGUAAUGUUUUACUUAACCCUAGCCAUAAGCCUAGCCUUAACCGCAAAUUAACGUGUGUUAAUGAUAGGUCGUGUAACCCCCCUGGGUUCAGUAUGUAUAAGUAACUACCAUAUGUGUUUUAGAAAGCCUUCUUUUGUUUAUUAAUCUCUAGCUACGGGAAAUCCCCCUUUGUGUGUUAUCUAACACCUGGAUAUGGCCGCAUGCACCGAGUAGUUUCAGUAUGAUAUUUUGGUCGGAUGUGGUUUGGGAGCCCCAUCUGAAGUAAACAAAGCCCAGUCAGCUCUAAUACGGGACCGGUAGUAAUAGGGGUUUUUACAGUUGGAGCCGGGGAACGCACAGGCGACGAGGUCAAGAAGUUGUAUGCAAAAUAAAAGCUAUUGGAAAUGCGCGGUUGUACGUUGAGUGGUUGAGAAAUAGUUGCGCUAACCCCUAACUGUAAGCCCUAGUCCUGAGCCCCAACCCCUAACUCUAAUCUUCAACCCUAACCCGUAACCCUAAACCCUAACUAUAACCCCUAAACCUUAACCCCAACCCCGACAGUUCGACUAUCGGUUUCGAUGAUGUCCACCGUGUACCCCACAGACUGCAUUGUGGGAGCAGGGACGGUGACUUACGCAGGGGUUUAUAGUGCCAGUAGACUUGCGUAGCAUCUACCUACACUCUCUCCUCCUCCCUCGCCUGAGCCCGGUGUCAAGACCAAGUCAAGAAGACCGGAGACGGGGGAGGCCGCAGGUGGAUGGCUCGGACAGAUCCUCGCCUUGGCGCUCCACUCCGCACCCCUGGUCCACACACCAAGACCAGGAUUUUGACCACAAAACAAUGGGGUGAUGGCAGUGGUCCAGUUGUGCGACGAUUGCCGACAACAGGGUCUGCCAGCGCACCCCGUAGAUGUUGGCAUUUGUUAUUGCGCACAGAUAACGCCUGCCAGAUUCCGACGUGGCCCCCGUGUUGGUCCAGCGCAUCUAACACGUGGCCCGUUUAGAGGGCACAACUCCAACCCCAACAGUAUUGCGCCAUCAGGUUGGGCUACCAAACCACAUCUUACCUACUUCUUUAGUGGUAAAUUAUCUGGCAUGAUGUUCGCGCUUCCCUUCCCCAUAACCCCUGUGUCUUACCUUGAUUACGUAGUUUUCCCAAUGUACUUGCAUUGCUUUUCGUUGUCGAUUCUCUACGCCGUGACUUACUUAUUUCUUCCGGAAGAGUAGCUAAAGCUUUUUGUGCCAUGUCGGUACUCACCAUACCGUACGUGCUGCAAGGACCGCCGGCCGCGUUUUGGUUUAUUUCUCUCGGUUAGAACACAAACGCUCUGCUUACUCGAUAUAUCUGAAUGGUUUCUGUUGUCGAACGCGUGCACCCCAUUUACUUAUUCCUUUAGGAGUACUUGUGCAUAUUGCCUUUCAUAAGCAAUCAUAUGACAGUUAAAUUUGUUGAAGAGAUGGGGUUACGCAACCUACCAUCGCCUAACCCUAAUACAACAUGCUUACCUAAUUCAAAUACACAGGCAUAUUAUAGUAAUAUAAAAGUAAGGUUUGCAUAUUCAACCGUCGCCGAGGAGCGCGUGUGUAUAUCCAGUUGUUUCGUUUAGUAAGGAAAUCAUUAAGUAUAAUUAGGCCGCCCUCCAAACGGGCCACGUGUUAGAUGCGCUGGACCAACACGGGGGCCACGUCGGAAUCUGGCAGGCGUUAUCUGUGCGCAAUAACAAAUGCCAACAUCUACGGGGUGCGCUGGCAGACCCUGUUGUCGGCAAUCGUCGCACAACUGGACCACUGCCAUCACCCCAUUGUUUUGUGGUCAAAAUCCUGGUCUUGGUGUGUGGACCAGGGGUGCGGAGUGGAGCGCCAAGGCGAGGAUCCGUCCGAGCCAUCCACCGGCGGCCUCCCCCGUCUCCGGUCUUCUUGACUUGGUCUUGACACCGGGCUCAGGCGGGGGAGGAGGAGAGAGUGUAGGUAGAUGCUACGCAAGUCUACUGGCACUAUAAACCCCUGCGUAAGUCACCGUCCCUGCUCCCACCGCUGCUGCAGCUGUGGGGCACACGGCGGACAUCAUCGAAAUCGAUGGUCGAACUGGCGUGUGAAGUAUAAUUAGGAGAGUUGGUGUAGAGACAUGACCGCCAGGAAUGUGCGACUUGCUGCUGGCUGCCUAAUACACGCGUGUGUAGACUUCAGUCGUGAGGGCUAACGACCUAGAACGCGCCGAGCGGAUGCGCAAAACCUGCUUGGGACGCACGACGGUGGGAGUUUGACGAAGAAGGAACGAGAACGGCAAGGAAGUGUGCUCGUUAGCAGCCCCAGACUCCUAUCGACUUGCCUGAAAAAGGUGAGUAACGAAUAAGCUACCGAGCCAUGAACUACUGCAUUGCGAUUCCGCUUUGUUCAGUGACAUUUGGGCCGUCGAGUCCAAAGACGUUUAUCUUGUGCUGCAAAACAAGGUGAAGCAGGCACGGUGACUUACGCACGAAGUAUUUUAUAAUGAGAAUGCACUUACAGUGCGUGACCGAUCACAUGAAAUGUUGGCGAAAAUUCUGGAAUGCGUUUCCGAUUAGGAAGGAUUACUUAAGUGGGGUUGUUAUACUGAUUAUUGUGCGGCGUAACCUUAUAACACUUCGGACUCGCCAGGUAGUCAGUUGUUGAAUGCACUUCGUUUUGAUCUCCUGCAGAAAUCAUACUCGGUGAAAAAUGACUACUUAAGUAGCAUGCAUUUUUCCUAUUGUUUUUCCAUGGUCUUAUAAAUUCAAAUAUAUUUCAUAGAGAACAUGCAUAAAAAUAUGCUUUCUUUUGCUCAUUUGGUAGAGAAUCACAUUGUCUUCAUAUUUUCUGCCAGAAGAAAGUGUUUAUUUAGGUUUUCAAAAAGUUUCUAAUUAUGAGAUUUUUGAGACCGUGCGAUGUCCAUGCAUGCAAGACCGCUCAUGUCCGUUUACUAAUGCUCCUCAUGAAAUGUACAACAUAGUCCAGAUCCAUUGCAAAAUAUCAUUAACUCAAUGUAAUAUCUUCUUAAAGGCUUAGAGGAAUAUAUGAUUUUCCUUACGCGGAAAGCAUGCACCUUGUAGACUCAAAUUACUAAACGCUGAUGCAAUGGCAGAUCAGGCUGGAAAUUAUUCGGGAAUAUGGAAACUUUUUUAAAACCAAAAUAUACACUUUCUUCGGGCAGAAAAUAUGAAGACAAUGUGAUUCUCUACCAAAUGAGCAAAAGAAAGCAUAUUUUUGUGCAUGUUCUCUUUGAAAUAUAUUUGAAUUUAUAAGACCGUCGAAAAUCAAUAGGAAAACUGCAUGCUACUUAAGCAGUCAUUUUUUACCGAGUGUGGUGUUUGCAAGAGGUCAAAAAGAGGUGCAUUUAAAAGCCGAGUCCGAAAUGUUAUAAGGUUACGCCGCACAAUAAUCAGUAUAACAACCCCACUUAAGGAAUCCUUCCUAAUCGGAAACGCAUUCCAGAAUUUUCGCCAACAUUUCAUGAGAUCGGUCACGCACUGUACGCAGCAUCUACCAUGCCUUCUCCUCCCCCCACAUGGGCCCGGUGACAAGACACAGUCAAGAAGACCGGAGUCGGGAGAGGGCGCAGGUGCCUGCUACGGCCGAACUCGCACCUAGGCGUACCACCAUACCCCUGGUACAGGAUUUGAUUCCCGUCUAUAUUGUCGAGUUUGCCACAAUUUUGUCAGUCAAAUCACUCAAGUAUGCCAAAAUACCCAUUUAAAAUGGAGUCUGGUACCUAUCUUUUUGAUCCUACAUCGAUUGCACAAAAACUUGCUCGGGUAAUCGAUCUGUUGUAAUAGAAAUUAUGGGUUCAGUGUGUUGCAGUAGGUCGAACGAGUAAUUUGCUCCAAUUUGGAAAGUUCAGGGCUCAUGGUCGACAUCGUAACUCAGGUGGCUGGGGUGCUCGCACAACGGCGAUUUGUCCGUAUAUUAAGUUACAAUUAUAUAGACACACGCGUCAUUUGCUUCACUCUCUCAUCCCAAAUGCAAAUAAUCAGGGUAACUGGGGAUGGAUACGAACGCAGCGGUGACUGAUGAAACGGAUGUCAUUUCUAAGCUUGCCAACAACGCACUGGCUCCCUAGGGCCAUAGGAAUUGAUCUUCAGCCGUGGAAUAUCGGACGGUUCAUUGAUGGAGGUUUCGUAAAUCCAAAAUUGAGAAACAACGAGAACUGUUCACUUGAAUAACUGCACAAAUUUAUCCCACUUUAGCCGCAUACAUCUGCCUCUGCUGCUGCUUCUUCUGUUGGGGAGUACAUCUUUCCGUCGAACCUCUGCUUCUGGCCAUGAAACAAAACCCGGAGGUUUCUAAGUACGCCCUGUUUUGUGUUAAUAACUACCGGGGAUGGUACUUGGUCUUUCCUUAGAUAAGGUAUUCCAGAGGGUAUAAUAUAAAAUUUCUCAUCCAACUUACUGAGUCAGAGAUCGAACAGUUAUCGAGUUUUUAACCGAAAAAAGUGUAUUCAUUCAUUCCUUUGCUAACAAUUUUUCUAAAAAUCAACAAAUUUUCAGUCAAGGGGAAGGAAUCAUACUUACGCAUUAGAAACCGGCGGUAGUGGUUGCCAUGAAAGCAUUUCUUCUUUCGAUAUUUUGGUUAAAGCGAGGCAUAGCAGCUCACGGUGCGAUCUGUGCCUGCUUAUUGUGGAUACUUCAGUUUGCUGUGCUAUAACUUUAUUGCGCAUCUAAACUAGCGUUUUGGACCCUCUCGGCAUGUGCCACAAACGGCCUAGUCGCCAGUGCAUGCACCAGGUUUUCAUUAAGCCGGAUAGGACCUCGUGCCAGUGAAAAUGUUUUGACCCGACUAGAAGGUGGAAUAGAAAGAGAGCCGGUUCGGAAAACAAGCGCAUUAUUGGCAGCCUGCGAACAUGGAGGUUUUUCAUUUAUCUAAACUCGCCUUAUUUAUUUAGUCCCCUAAGCGGUUUGGAAUAUUCAGUCCUCUCGCAUGCUAACUCGUGACGAGCGUUCCAGAAACUUCCGGCCUGUCGCGUUCCGGUCGGCGAUUGGUCGGUUCGUGCGCGAGAUUCCCUUGUGAGAAAGUGUCGAUCGAUUGGCCGCACACGUGAGCAAAGGUAACACGCGUGCUCCAUUCUGCGGCGGACGCUAAUUGGCUGUCCGCGGCCGGCUUGGCUUGCUGCACGGCGCGUGCUUGCGUCGUCGUUUCGCCAUAGGCCGUGGCUCCGCACCUUUUGCGCCCUGCGCAACAGAGAACAACAAAAACACGGAGUCAAUGAAACCAUUGCGUCCUGACUAUUAGUCCUCCAGUCGUCCCAAAAUACCAUGAGCGCUGAUUCAUUCUGUCGGUUGACAGGCACUCAAGCCAAGAAUAUUAGAGCGUGACGGCAGUUUCAAAAUCGUCAGGUUUUGUUAUAGUGAUGUGCCGUAGGGAUUGAUUCGCCAGUGUCGGCCUCACCCACUCCCUCGCCAAAGCACUAAUCCGGACCUGUGAAGCAGAUUAUGAUUGGAUUGGGCGCAGUGGUUGACGCGGCAUGGGAGUCUGCGGCUAAGGCGUUCCACCACACACCUCCUAUAUGCAACAGUAGUUAUGGGCCCACGUGGACUCCGUACAGCUCGAUAAUUGCAUGUCCAGAAUGGUCGGGGAUGCUCACCGAUCGUUCUUACAGAACUCACUCGUUCCGUUGUACCUUAUGGACUCUCUCUCUCGAGCCCAACGAACAGUCGUACAGCAGCGCAUGAUAUAAGUAGAAUGGCAUUACCGACAAAGAUAAGGGAGACUGGAAUGGCCAUUUCUGGCUUAUUAACCGUCGUCAGCCAGUCAUACCCAACUCCGAAGUGUGGAACACCCGAGGCUCGAACUGACGAGCCCGUUUCCCCCCUACCAUUGUAUAUUCCCGAUCGAAAACCCACAGGGCAACGGGCUCGUGGCUCAGUGGUUAGAGGUGUUGGACUUCUAACUAACAGGUCGCCAGUUCGAGCCUCGGGUGUUCCACACUUAGGAGUGGGGCAUGACUGGCUGACGACGGUUAAUAAGCCAGAAAUGGCCGUUCCAGUCUCCCUUGUCUUUGUCGGUAAUACCAUUCUGCAUGUCCAGAGUCAGUCUUAACGUCGAUUUAAUUCAGCGAAGUUGCAGCAUAAAUAGUUUUGAGGUUUAGGAUUGCUGUCCACUGGCAUAUGCCGUGCCCAAAACGGAAGUCAAAUAGACAGACUCGGCAAGACACUAUUUACCUUGAUGGAAUGCACAGCUGGCUGCUAUCGGGUGUCGGGAAGAAUGUGCAACCUUAAAAGGUAAUGAGUAACUCUAAGACCGUGUGUCCAACUCACUAAUCCACAUACAGUCUUAGGACUGCAUUAGGACUGUCAAAGCUGCCUUCAAAAAAGAUAAGUGACGUGGGCGUGGGAUUGCCGAUGCUUGCGUACAAGACGGAAUUUUCAGAUGUGCGUCUGCGUAAGACUCAACCCCACGAAAACUGCCUACUCCAAGUUUAUGUUGUUCUGUCGUUGGGCCUGGAAACCCGACGUUUUCAUGUAGAGAUCCCUGCGUAGUUAGCUUCUCCAAAACAAAUCCCAUUUAGAGGACGCUUUGUCCUCUCCUACGGAAUGAACCCAACCUCGCAAAUUCACACAUCACGCCCGGUAGCUGAACAGUGUAAGUCGCCUUGCAUGGGUUCCCGUAGGAGUUGGUGUUCUCCCCUCGGUGGCGGCCCGUGGGUUCAACAGAGUGAAAUGUGCUUAGUUAUCUUUCAGGAUUCAAGCUUAAUUCCGAGUAACUUCCUUCCAUAAAUCCGGCUUUGUUUUCGUGGACAUUUUCAUAUUAGUGGAAUUUUUUACCUGCCGAACCCUUUGCGCAUCUCCCUCCCUCCACUUCCCUUUAUUUCAGGUUGGCCGCCGAGUACCUUCUUUACGAAAUGCCCACUCUUUUGGUAAGACCCACUUCCCAUCUCCAAAAUUUCGUUCCUUCUAGUUCGCUGCCUGGUACAAACUUCUGCUAAAGUACAUCCAAGCACAGGUAAUUGGACUUUGAGCAAUGUUUCGUUUUAAAUUCCAUCAUUUACUGCCUUCCUUUUGUACUUUAUUGUUACCCUAGUGCGGAAAUAAUUAAGCUUACCAGAAAGAAAAGAGCAUCUUAACAUUCUUAGUAGACCUAUAUUUGGUUAGUGAAAGGCCGCCGCAAAUAUUAACCGCAUAUUGUAGAUAGAGGAGGAAACUAAAAUAACGAGCAUCUUUUUACAAAAAGAAUUUUGAUCUGUUAUAAAUAAUUUAAAAGGUUGUUAUUCAGGGGGUUUUCAGAGGGCCACUAUUAUGACAUUUAAAAGAUGCGGAAGAGAAGUACGAAUUAACUUUAUAAACCGGCAACUGAUCGCAUUCAAGUAUAUCCAGUCUUCUGCCUUCGGACACGUAAUGACUACUUAGCAUCAUGAAAUGUAAAGUCUGGAUCAAGCGUUUUUGUUUGCUAAAAUUACCGUCAGUAAGCUUAGCGUAGUUAAGUGAAGCGACUAGCAAUUCCGGUACACUAUCACUGCCACCCGAUUUAUUUCUCUUUAAGAACAUCGUUAUUGCUCCGAUGGUCAUUGCGAUAACCGGCAAUGGAGCGAAUGCCCUGUUUCACUACCUUCUGCUCUUCCACACAGGUCUUGGCAUCAGGUAAGCUUCCAGGUAAAGUGAAAGAUUCAGUCGCCUGCAAACAAAUGCUGUUACAGUUAGGUCAAGCAGACUCCUAUUCGAGAAACCCUGUAGGUUCUACUGAAAAUAAAAGUCUCUCCUCCAACUUUUCGCCGCUGCUAGGGCGCGCGUUUGGAUUUGGCAAUUUAAGACGUCAUCUUGACAGAUCGCGAUGGAGAACCAGUGCAGGCGCUGGAUUGAUCUAACCUGAAACCGACUCAGUAACAGAGCGGACGGAUGAGUGCAAUCGUGUAAACUAAAUUUUGGCACAUAAGAAUCCUAAAUAGUCGCGUACAGGAAAAAUGAAGUUGAAAUUGAAUAGUUCUUAUGUGCGUUACAUGGAAUAAACAUUGCGACGUCAGAAUUUGGGUAGGGAGAUGGUACUCCCUUAUCUGCACAUAUUUGUAUAUGUCGUUAAUAGAAGUGAAUAAGCGCGUCCCCCGAAUGAGAGGUGAAGGCGAUCUUGAGAGCAAUAGUUGCAAUGUCCUGAUGCUUCGUAAGCAGACAAAUUUCCAUAAAGGGAGGUGAAUGUCAUACGAGGCCUUACAUUAAUUAUGGAGGAUGAUGGGCAAGAGGAACUCAAGGAUACUCACUUCCGACGAUGGAAGCUUGUUUGCUAUUUGAACGUCGGAGCAAUCCAAUCAUGCUUCCUGUGAUCGUGUUUUCUUCUGAAAUAUAUACAGUAGUUAGGCUAACUCAUGAAGUGUCAACCGAAAGUCCGAAAUGUGUUUUCGUUUUGAAAAGAUUGAUUAAGUAGGUUUGUAAAACUCAUCAUCGCGAAGCGUAAUACUAUAAUAAUUCAGUUACCUCAGGAUGCCAGCUUUCGAACAAAUUUCUUUUUGACUGCAUGCAAAAGCUAAACACUGUAACAAAAAAUGGCUACUCAAGUAGCAUAUAUUUUUCUUAUCGAUUACCGAUGACCUUAAGCAUUGAAUUAUAUUUCACGGAAAAAUGCAUAAAAAGAUUCAAUCUAUUGCUCAUUCGGUAGAAAAUGAUGUCUUCUUCUAGUUUUAUACUAAGUAGAAAGGUAUAAUACGGUUUUCAAAAACUUCUCCAAUUCCCGAAUACUUUUGAACCGGACCUGUCGUUACACUUGUAGUCAGGGCUUCCAAACUACAAGCCGUAUAUUUUCUUUAUGCGGAAAACCAUAUAUUUCUCUACAGUAUUUAAAGGAGACCAUAUAGGGUUCAUAAAAUUUAUCAGGGAAUUUGAGCCAUAUUGUUAAAGUUACAUGACAAAUUGGUAAAUGCAGAGACAUGACGUUUUAUGAACGACCAUUUCACGGUAUUAAAAAUCCAAGUUAUAAACAUUUUUAAAGCAGAAUCAUACGGUGCCAUUGAGCGUUAAGUUGGAAGAAGACGCCAUUUUCCACCGAAUGAGCAAAAGAAUGGAUAUUUUUAUGCAUGUGUUCUAUGAAAUACGAUUGAAUGUUUAAGAGCAUCGAAAAUCAACUAGAAAAGUGCAUGCCAAUUAAGUAGUCAUUUUUUAAAGAGUAUGGUUUUUGUAUGAAGCCGGCAAGAAGUUCAUUCGAAGACCGGCAUCCUGAGUUAACUGAAUUAUUACAGUAUUUCGCUACAUGAUGAUUCGUUUUACAACCCUACUUAAUUAAUAUUUUCGAAACCAAAACGCAUUUCGUAAUUUCAGUUGACAUUUCAUGAGAUAGCUCACAUACUCUAUGUAAUAAAAGCGAAGAUGAGAGCCUCCGGACAUGAAUUAAAAGAAUAGGUAAUCUUGGGAGCCGUAAUUUAAUUUCCCCGAUGCUUCAUUAGCAGACAAGCCUCCAUCGUCGGAUGUAAAAAUUGUACCAUUACGCCCAGUAUGCAUAGUGUGUGACGGCAAUGUUUACACAACGUCACUUCUGCGGGUUUAUCUUAACAGUGUACGCUGAAGAGUGGCCGUGAUGGGGAAUCUUUAUUCGACUUUGGCUCUCAUCGUACAGGGGUCGUUUCUGUAGUGGCGGAGGGGAAAGGAGGGUGACUGCUGUCAGUGUGCGUGUCUCUCUUGGAGAGGAGGUGGCGUUUGGACGUUGGUGGUCAUUAACCGUAUCCUCGAUGAUCUCAGCUGCCGCCCUGAGUUGCUUGCAUGGCUUGCGUCUGUUCGACUGCCGGGACAGCGGUUGAUGCAACAGUACUGAUGCCUUCGUCGAGCUCGGAUAGUGAUAUGGGUACGUGGGUGUUCGUCGUAGGUUCGUGCGUGUUUGGACUCCUGUCUGACUUUACUUCGCGCUUGCUAGUUCAUUGGUUGUGCUGCGUCCGAAAGACGACACAAAGCUCGACUGAGGUAAUCUCCGUAUGCCAGUCCUCGCGGUCAUUUUCUCGAUCCAGAAUUUCGACAUUUUGGAAGGCGAAUGCGUUUCCAGAGCCUGAGCAGUGUUCCGCUACAAGAGACAAUGAUUCCCUUUCCUCCACUCUCGCAUGCGUUUGUUUAACAAGGGUCUGUACUCGUUUGCCCGUCUCACCGGCGUAUUUAACUUAGCAGGAGCUACAACGGACCCGAUGGAUGACGUUUGUCGUUUCGCCUAAUGGCAGGGGGCCCUACGUCUCAGGACUAGAUGUCAAAUGGACAGCGGCGCGCGAUAGAGGCGGAAUAGGCUUGGUAGUCAUCAGGUGGAUUCUAGAUGGAAUACAUAGGAAAUCCUGCUUGGGUAGUCAGCCUACUGAAUCAGAUUUGGUGGAUUCCAGACGUUGAAGUAGGUUUGGCGGGUAACUUGACCCAACCGUGACUAAACUCACUAAAACCUCCCCUUGCUGUUGAGGAAUCAAGUUCCACAAAGUUUUUUCACAGUUGGGUCAAAAUAAAUCAUUCGAAAUCUGCCAAAACACCUAUUUAGGCAUUGCAAACAUACUCGGUAGUAAUUGGCAGGACGAAAAACCUGUGGGGCAAUGGAUAGGGCGCUCGACUUCUAACCAAUAGGUCGCGAGUUCGGGCCAGGGAUUGCAUAACUCAGGGUCGGAUAUAACUCGCCGCUGAUAGCCGAUAAGCCCGAAAUGACAAUUCCAAACCCCUUUCGUUCGUCUGCAGUGUUAUUCUGUCUACAUGUUUAUGCACAUACGCAUACAAGUGAUUCAGAAUCCGUCUUUAUAGAAGAUCGGGUGAAAACACUGAAAAUCACGAAGUACUCAGCAAUAUUUCGAGGCCUAUCUGAAACUCAACGUAAUCCAAAACAAACGAGAAGUGUAAAUUAAUUUAACGGAAGAAAAGUUCUCUCUAUAAACACAAAAUAGUAUGUUUACGAUCAGGCCUGUUAGCUCUAUUUAAAUUUAUUAGGCGCCGACCGGUUUGUUCCUACGACGUCCCUAUCGGUGAAAUCAAGCAAAAUGAAGCUUUUCUUGUUGAACCCCAUCUCAUUUACACCAAAGAAAUAAAAUUCGAAACAAAACACUUGAAAACUCUUUUGGAAUCUACACUCGGAAUGUAGGCAGUUGACAAACCGUCACAUAUGAAAUCACUCUACUUAUUAAACGAUACUUAGAUGUAAACUUCACUAAAACACUGUUAUUAGACGUUAUUUUACAUCUGCUUUCAUAUUUACUACGUUUUUGGUGUGAGAAUACAUUUUAUAUAUCUAAAAACGGACUUUCCUUAAUUAGAGCCAUUUCUGACGUUUUUGGGAUAUUGCGCUUUUCAAAAUAAAUCGGCAUUUCUAAACAACGCAACACUGCCUUUAAUAUUUCUUUAAUGUUUUUAAUUCUUUUAAACUUGCACUUAAUUAACAUAGAAAUCGGACUCAUGAAAUGGUAUCGGUUUGCGAGUGAUUGGCAAUCAUUCGUAAAUUUCGAUACAUUUCAUGAGUUAGGUCACUAACUGUACAGCACUUUCAUCCUCGUGAUUGAAUUUACAAGUGUUCUGUCUUAUAAACUCUAAUCUCGGUAGGUUUUCUACGUGCUUUUUAGGGGAUCGGCAAUUUCUCAGUCAUUGAGUUUUAUUUUGGCCUCACUGUUGUGCAUUGCCUACCUCUACUUCUCCAAGUCCUUCGCCACCACCUGGGGAGGUGAGAAGUUUUCUUACAUCCCACAUCCUUUUCAAAACUCCAUCCUCCUCCUCCUCCUCCUCCUCCUCCUCCUCCUCCUCCUCCUUUAACUGCCAAUACCUAAACAAAUUCCCACUCGCUCUUCGAGAUCGUAGAAUUAACUUACGGGCAGUUGCAAGCGAUCUACUUCCUCUAAGUACUAAUGGCGGUUCAGAUAGUAUUUACGCUAUCGGACAACAACAACAACCCAAGUCCGCAAACUGUAAACAUGACGGUUGUGAUUGGUUUCAGGUCCCCAAGUCACAGUUGACACGGGAUUACUUCUGUAGGCUACCACAACUAUUGCGGCCUUCGGCGGCACCCCGUAGCAGGUGAUUUUGCCUAGUUAUAAGUCUUGCCCAUAUGGACCGACUUUGGGCCAUAGCACUAUGGACGUGUUAGUGUGACCUUGACGCCACCCAUCAGCGACCAGUUAAAUAGCCAAUCAAAUUCACGAUCCUUUAUGGGUGCAAAUCACCCUCAAAACACGUGCAAGAAAAUACCCGCGAAUGGACCUCAAUACUGCGGGCCUCCAUUUCACCAAAACAUGCUCAGGUUACGCAUGAGAAAUAGCCUCCUUGUUAGCAUAAAGCUUCGGUGACUUGGCCACAGUAGCUGAGCUGACGCGGACGAGCCCUAGUUCGGAGAGGAAGCUGUGAGACACCAAUAGGAGGACUUAUUUCUGCACGAAAGACCAAACAUGUCUCCACAAAGAGUGCCCGGCAGGUACGCCAAACAGGAUGCGAGUAUGUGGGCAAACCACCUGUCGCGGUUGAAUAACCGCGCGUUGUGGGAACGCUGUGCAUGUACAGUCGAGCUAGCCUUCAAACAUUUGUAUGUAACUUGACAACAGAUAUCUGAGGCAAACACCUGAGGCGGGAUUGUGAGCUACUGAAGUUCCGUCUGAUCUGAUUUUGAGCAGCGGCGUCAUAAGUUCCCUGGAUGCGUAGGCUGUCCCCCUUCCCCGACGUAUUCGUCGGUUAUUUGAUUCCGAAAUCCACCCUUAUUCUUUCUCAAGUCAAAGUCGAACAGGCCAAACCGUCAGAUGACUUGCACCAUACGUCUUUGUCGAGGGCACAGUCUUGCACACCCAAUGCAAGAUUCGCUCACUAGUUUAAAACGCCUGGUGUUAAGCUAAAAGAAGUUAAAUGUUACUUAACGUUAUUAAUCUUCAACCACUCCCAAAUUUCAUACUGCCAUUUUGUAAUUACAAUGAGAAGAGGUUUUCACCGGGAGGGGUUUAUUGGAGGUCCAACGUUUCGCGUAGUUGAUUCGUCUACCCCUCUUCAGAGACUGGAACGUCCUACGUACAGCUCCCCUCAUAUGGCGCACUUUGUUCAAUGCGUGACCCGCAAUGCCGCCUGUGUGGCUGCAUCCAACGCGCAUGUCGCCGUGAACUAAAUCGUCCCCCCCGGCCGCGGAGAUGACCGACGGCCCGAUUGUCCCGCGCCGUAAUUGUCCCCCGCUAAGAAGGUUCAUAUAUAAAGCGAGCUGUGCGCAGGACAUUCCAGUCUCUGAAGCUGGGUAGACGAAUCAACUACUCGAAACGUCGGACCCCCAAUAAACCUCACCCGGUGAACGCCUCUUCUCCUUUUAAUAGGCCACCUGGGAAUCGCAUUACCACUACUAACAAUGACUUGCCUAUUAGGAACUCACUUAGUCGUGCAUUGUUCAUCCACUUUUAAUCGUUGCCUAUUUGAGUGCAUUUGUUUCCUGUAUAUAAACCUUUGAUUUGGACAAAUCUUGAUUAGUUUUGAAUAUUUACCCUUCUCCUUCCCUGACAUUUGCGACAGAAUCACCUCUAAUAUGCAAAAGGGGGUUAGCAGGUGAAACGUACCAGAUUCAACGAAGAUAAUUCUUAAAGUAGAUAAAAAAAGUAAAAACCAUAUUAACGCAAUUUAAGUGUCCUGAUCUAUCAGAUAAUCACAAAACAUAAACCUAUACAACUUGAAAACAAACGAUAAGGUCUCACGCAAUAACACAGCGGAAAUGCUGCGUGCCUGCUGCAUAAAGGAGAACUGGUCCAGAAGGUCCAUAGACAAUUACUAUUUGUUAAGAUACUUAUGAUCGUGGCUCUAAACCUAAGUAGGUCGGCCUCAGAUAUCUCAGUUACAUAGAAGUCAUUGCUAUGUCAUAGCUAUUAGACCCUUGAGUGCAUUAUUUAGGUAGCCAUCACUAUCCAGCUGCCUGUCUACGAUAAGCAGAACGCUUAUUCAGGCCACGAUGACUGGAAUGACGUGUAAACGAACCAUGCACAAGCCUAACAGUCCCUGUUUCGUCCGAUUAGAUUCCCCUGGUAGGGGGUGGGGGGCUUUACAACUGGAAAUGAGGAAUGCAAGCUGCCUAAACAAAAUCCAUGGCCACAGGUUAGACUACGGAGCAGCUAGUACUGUCUUGGCACAUGCCUGCCUAUGCGUGUAAUGCAACGGAGGAUAAUUUUUAAAUUACAUCAGGCUAUUUAAACAAAAUAUGUAGCAAAUUUUGUAAAAAUGCGUUGCAGUAGGGGCGUUUAAAUAUUUUGAGCUUACCAUGUUUUCUUGGCCAUUUGAACUUUUUAUAAUUUGUGACCAAGGUGGUUUACUGUAGGUCAGUGUACAUUCCGUGUGUGAAUUUAUUUAAAUGUAGACUCGACACGUAACCGGCCACACAUGCAUCCACAUAACCAACUGUCGAACUUAUACAUUCAUAGAUGUUCUGCCAGAUUUGGAAUAAUUCAUAUUGACUCAACUGGGAAAAACUCGGUGCUUCUUAGCUCAUGUGGCUGAACUAAAGCCUACCCUUGGCUGUCGUGAGCUUGAAUACCACCAAGGCGCCGGGAGUCCCACAUUUGGGCCAGCAUGAACUUAUAUAUGUGUAAAAUACUUGCAUUGAGUGAGUGAACGUCAGCGUUUACCUUGUUUACUCAUAAUUGACUGUCUGAUUUUCGCAUGCAGUUAUGCAAACAAUCUCCCUCCCAAUUUUCCACUUAUUGGUGCUUUUUCUUUGACAACAUGCAACCAAUAGGGAGUUCAAAGGCAUUCGCCUAUCUUUUCCCUAAUAACACUGAAGGAACCGUUUUAAGCCUAUAUUUAUACGCCAGAAAUUACUUUUGGCUCAUCAUUGCAAUUUUCGAUUUGCGUUGAUCUGGGCUUUUUUAUUUCCAGGCUACAGAAGGGAGAUGUGGCAGGACUGGAAACUGUGGUUUAGGCUUGCCAUCGCAGGACUUUUCAUGCUGGCCAUGAAGUGGUGGAUAUUCUGUGCAGGAACAAUCCUUAGUGGUAAUAAUUUUGCAAACUAAGCGUGCCACCUAACACUAAAAAUAACCACGUAGGCAUGUCUUCCGCAGUUAUGACUUUUCUAAUUUACAGAAAGCCCUAUGUAAACAAAAAAUGGGUAGUUUGUAGUAAUCACAGUCCGACAACGGCUCAGUGGCCACUUUGUUGAUUUAGAGGUCUUGAUCGAACAGUAGGUGGGCUGACUCAUAAAAUGUCAACAGAAAUUCCGAAAUGCGUUUUUUGUGAACAGAUUAAUCAAGUAGGGUUAUAAAAACUAGUCAUCGCAAGGCGUAAAUCCAUAAUAAUUCAUUUAACACAGGAGUUCUGCUUUCGAACGAAAGUCUUUCCGGUUGCAUGUAAAAAAUAUACUCUGUAAAAAUGACUACUCAAGUAGCAUGCAUUUUUGUCAUUGAUUUUCGACGCCCAUAAACAUUCAAUUAUAUUUCAUGGAAAACGUGCAUAAAAAUAUUCAUUCUGCUGCUCAUUCGGUAGCAAUUGACGUUUUCUUCAAAUUUUAUACUCGAAGAAAGGGUAUAUUAUGGUUUUCAAAAACGUCUCCAAUGCCCAACCAAUUUUGAACCCGAACUGCCGUUACACUUGCAUUCGGGGAAAACUAUAAAUUUCUUUACGGCAUUAAGAGGAGACCAUAUGGGGUUCAUUAAACUUUAACCGUGGAUUUGAGCCAUAUUGUUAACUUUACAAGCCCCAUUGGUAAAUGCAGAGACAUGACGUUUUAUGAACGACAAUUCCACGGUAUUAAAAUCUCGCAAUUGGGAAUUUUUUCAAAACGAAAUUAUACCCUUUCUUUGCGUAUAAAAUUAGGAAAAGACCUCAUUUUCUACCGAAUCAGCAAUAGAAUCAAUAUUUGUAUUUAUGUUUUCUAUGAAAUAUGAUUGAAUGUUUAGGGGCAUCGUAAAUCAAUGAGAAAAAUGUAUGCUAGAUGAGUAAUCACUUUUACAGAGUAUAUUUUUUGCAUGCAACCGGGAAGAAGGUUAUUCGAAGGCUGGCACCCGGAAGUAACUGAAAUAUUAUAGAACAACUAGCUGGGCCCGGCCACGCGUUGCUGUGGCUCAGGUUGAUUCAAAAUCUCUGUUGGAUAAUUAACCUGCCUCGUCUGCUUCUGCAACUGUAUCGACGGACGUGUAUGUGACUGCCCCCGCUUUGAAUCUUAGACGUAAUCAUGUGGUAAUGAUGGUACACGUCUUUGUUUUUGGUCACAAGAAUGGCUCGCUCGCACAAUCAGCAGUGAUUGUUGAAAAUGGUCUGAAUAGUGGGAAACACCUUUUCAAUCAACUCCUCUUUUGACGACACUAAAUUGUCGAGGCUAAGACGUAAGGAAAUACUUCUUGUAUUGGGAUCAGUGGACACCGUUGCAUUCCCGAUUGCCAGCAAUUACUAUGACAAUACCUCAGUUGAUCGGUAGUUUUGCAGCUGUACACGCAUAUUUGUAGUUACUUUUACCGUCUGGAUUUGGCGCCACAGAGAAAAGUGUUUCAGACGCAUUUAUUUCGUCUGCUGUUGCCGAUGGAGGAAUUACAGGCAGUGUCUGCCCGAAGUCUCCUGCAAGCAAUAGCAGUAAUGUCUCCAAAUGGUCUGCUCUUUCCACGCACAUCUUGCAGUGUUCGAUCGAGAGCCUCGCCCGUUUUUUUGCUCACGGCGCAAAUCCACAUCUAACGAAACAGAAGAAGGCCGGUUUGAUGAGGACAUUCCCGGUUGAUUAGGAAUUGUUUUCGGAAUUUCUUACGUACAUAUCCACAAUCACUAUUAACGCCUCGGUGUAGAUUCCUGCUGUGAAAUCCGCAUUUGGAAUUUUCCCUGCGUAGUCGACGGACGAUAUCCUCAGCCAUGUGCAUUUUAUAUUUUUCCCACAAAUUUGUUGGAGAUGAAGUAGAGCAGGCGGUCAGUAAGAAUGCAAACAAUGAGCGAAUUCGAUGUGGAUGGGACGUGCUGCACGCAACACUAAUACAUGCAUCCCGGUAUGGGUAGUUUUCCAAUAAAUUGAGGGCCUGGCAUGCAAUGCGGAAAGUGGCGUGCGUAACACCGUUGACAGAUUUCAACUACUGUAAGGACGUUGAACCGGACACAUUCACCAACACCGUGCGGAGUAAGAACCAUUCGUCCUGAUUGGGAUGCACGCGGUGCAGUCUGCCUACCUGGGUGUCCUUCCACUCGCUCUCCUCGUUUGCGUCGUACAAAAGAUUUUCUGCACGCAUUCCCUGUGUAAUAUGUAGGUACUUUCGAAUACGGCAGGGUUUUUACAAUCGCGUCAGUUUGGCUGAACGGGAAGAACGCAGUUAGUGUGUUGCCGGUGGUCUGUUGCACAUUUGCAUCGGUAAAGUAAACGCCAUUGCCCACCUGGACUUGCAUAUGGAUGGGGAAUGAAAGAAUUCGCCACACGGAUUUGUUGCCCUUGACGCAUCUCCCAGCCCAAUACUGCGCGAUUUCAUCGAGUUGUAUGCCCGCAUCCCUUUCUCUCCUUUCGUUUUGCAGGCUGAAAAAGGCCAUGUCGCUGCCUUUAUUCACGUACCUACAAAUGUACCUAAUUCCUUUCCCGCAAUUGCAGUUUUUCACGUUCAUGUGAGCUGCGUUUGCUUUGAAAAGCAAAGGCGAGUACAAAACAGCCCAGCGGUUACCGACUUCUAAGUCACCGAUUCGCAUUCGUACGGUUGCCAACUUGCCGAAAUCUUCCACUGAUCUUAUUCGGUAUAAGGGCCUUCCGUCUAUCAUGCCGGGGGAGGGGGGGGGGCUUGGAGAAUAGGGAUUCAAUGCAUCCAAGGUCCAUGUAGCAUAUUCUUCGUCACAACUUCAUGCAACGCAUUGUCGACGUCGGCAUCAGGUAAUUCAGCGCAUAUGGCAUCGUCGAUUUCGUUCGAAGUGAUCUUGUUAUUGAGUCAGAUCACUACAUGUGCAUGGGGCAGUCCCCUCUUUUGCCGUUCCACCUAAUACAUCCAGCAGCGCACAGGCCCAAACACCUCGUGUUUCACUAUGAAGUUCAUCAACGAUUGCAGUUUCUUCCUGAAAACACGUGCUGUGAUGUCAUACCCAUCCACCGACGAUUACCCAGGAAGUCAGAGCUAUUGAAUAUCGCCCAAACUGGAUUACAUCGAAAGGUAACGAGUAGGUCUGGACGCCCCGUACUGACAAACGUAAGCAAUUGCACCUCGAGCGUACUCGGACAUAUGGCGUGGACUCUCUGUGCAUGUGGACGACAAAAGCGUUAGUCUUACAACGUUAUCUGUAUUACCGUCGUUUACAAAUGCAUCAUGCAAAGGAAUGUAUCCUUCAGAGCGCAGCUUGGUCUGAUUUAAGCGAAUGAAAGCAGGCGUUCAGUUUCGAUGUUUGCAUACAUAUCCACAAUGCAAUUAUGAAGCAAUUUACGGCAUUUCAAAAGGGGAUUACUUACAUUCUGUCGUAUAGGAGUAGUGGUUUACUGCGCUGCCUUUCAUGUGCGUUACCUCGUCACUGACUGGAUUUAUCAUCUUAAUGUUCAAGUGAUAUCCAUCGGUACCAUCCCAAUAAGUAAAUGAAUGUUGCGUUGGAAUCGGUCUCCGACUGCCGGUAUAUAUGGUAUCCCCUCACCCUAAAAUCGUUAACCUUCCAACGGUUGUUGGCGUACCGUCGUUUACAACAGCAACAGACUGCGUGAAUGCUGAGCACGGAGUCGUGUUUGACGCUGGUCUGCUGUUCCGCGCUGGCGCCAUUCGGCCACUCCCAGCUGGCUGUGUUCAUCCUGUUGCUGAACGAAGCAGGCCUGAAGCUGCAGAACGCAGUAGCCGUGACCGCAACCGGGCUUCCGCAAGCCGAGCUGCACAAUACUGAGCGGACACUGGACGACAGCCCCAUUAUGUGUGUUGAGCCGGGGAGGGGAGUGUCGGGUGUUAAUUGCAUCCAGUCCUCACCCCCAAGAAUCCCCGAGGCGGCGGUGACGGCCCUAUUAUAUGGACUGCGGGACAAUUUUAAGUGGCGUCCAAGUGUUGCGUGUUUUUUUGCUGCAGGGUGGGUGGUUUGCUCUGGCGGCCCAUAUUGCAUCGGCCCAGAGAAGGUGGAGGGCCUGCUCAAGUGCCUGCAGGGUGGGUGGUGGGGUGAGCGCGGCUGUCGGGCGGAGCCCGUGCGUUUGAGCGAAUGUCGGUCAAGUGGCCGCUGUCUGGGCGCACAUGUGUCCGCGCGGAUGUAGGUCAAGUGGACGCAGCAGGUGGUGUUGUUAUGCCGGAAAAAAUUUGGUUUUUUACCCAUCACAGGCAUACCAUCGGCAUAAUUACACAACUGAGCAGACAAAAACCCGGCCCUAUGCGCGGGUCGGGUUGUGUCCAAAUUUCAGCGAAAUCGGUGCAGUACUUUCGGAGAUUAGAUAUAACACAGAAAAAAAACCCUUCCAUUUUUAUAUAUAUAGAUGCUGCAUGAUGUGUGGUUUCACAACCCUACUUAAUUAAUCAGUUCGAAGUGAAAAGGAAUUUCUUAAUUUCGGUUGACAUUUCGUGAGUUGGCCUACCUACGGUAGAUAGUUUCAGUGGAAGUCAUCAACCGUGAAUGCUACCUAAAAUUUCCAAAUAAUUCCGAACCAAACAUUCUGUUUUAAUGGAACUCAAAUAGUUAAAACUACGAGAUGUACACUUCCUAUACAUACAUUUGUUUUUGCCACCAAGAGUGUAUGAUAUAAGACUCACAAUUUUGCGAUUAAUAUAGAUUACGUUUUAUGUUCCAUAAAGGGCAUAAAUAAACUGGCUAGUUCAGUAGACAUUUAUCAGUGUUUCACAAGCUCACAGUUAUAGAUCUCUUUAAACUGACAUCAACUUUUCUUCGAGUUUAACAUUUUAAGAAGAAUUCAUGAAAUGAUGUUUCUGUGCUCGUCUUUCUUGGAAUAUUUUCGAAUUUUUAAGGGUAUCAAAGCCCGACGCACCAUGAUCUGUUUUGUUGUUUUAUCCUACAUUUUAUCCAUCAGCACCUUAAAGACUAUCUGAAUACAUUUGUAACAUGCAUAAGUGUAAAAUUUAAAGUCAUUUUCUGUUUAUUUCUCCGCCCACUUUUCAGGUGUCGUUGGGAAGAUAGAGCUCAGGGCCCAAAUCAUUGUCAUAUCAAUUGACUCCUUCAUUUUCACAGCGGUAGCACUACUUUUCUUUCACCCUUAUUUCAUUCUGUUAUUCCCAGGAGAGAUUUUUCUGUCUAAUUAGCUCAACCAGAUGUAGUGGAAUGCACAUUUUGACAAUGCCGGAAUAUUUUACCAGUCGGGUUUUGUGAAACACGCGUACUACUUGGUAGAUAGAAGCGUAAAUCAUUAAAGAACCCGUCCACCAGAACAGCGAGCUCAGAUCUCAUGUUAUCUCGUAAUUCCCUAUCUGUGUAGAGUUAAUCCCGUUUUUCGGGCGAAAAUGGGUCAAAGACGUUUCGAACCAAUCAGCGGAUCGAUCAUAUCGCUCAACCCGAGCAGUGAACGAUCUUCCCAUUACAGCAAUACUAUAGUCUCACUGAGAAGUGAAAAGGACCAUAUUCCCGUAUGUGUUUGGGAUAUGGCUGAUCGGUAUUGACAACUGAGUCGAAAAUAACACCCUAACAUAUGAUUUCCACACUGGUAACAUUCCUCGAUUAUUGGUUUUCGUGAAUAUAUAUGGGUAAACACAGGAGUCUGCGAUCAUUUAAUGCAAAAAUACUUCCUUUCACUCAUCUCACGUCAUGGUAGACGGCUCUCUAUUGGACGUUGCCCAGUAAUCCUUGAUUGUUUUUUUCGAUAAGAACCCAAACUCCCACUUUCUCUCGAGAGCCUUUCCUUACGAAAACGCUUAUUUUGGUAGAGGAGUUGAAGAGCACGGUAUCAGAGCAUAUGAUUGAACUGCCGCCCUUUUAAGACAAGGCUAUUAUUUCCCUUCUUGAACCCAUCUUUUGCCGUCGACUAAGGGCUUUGAAUUUUCGUAUUUUCCAGAGUUCCGACCGAGUUCCGGCUUUUUGUAAAAACCCGGAAACAUAAAGUGAAUACCAACCUAUUCCGGUGGUUAUUGUUUAUAACUGUGGACAUUCGCUGAUGUUAAAAAUUUAAAACAGACAUAGACAGUAUAAUUAAUUGGUACCAGUAAAUUUCGCGACGGCUUAUCAACUGCAGCCCGUCGUUGCAUAACACAGAUAACAAGUGAGAAAGAUACAGAGCUUUGAACUUCCACUGAGAAAAUCAAUGUAAAAGAGCAGGGACAUUGUAUACUGCACGCAGACUAAUCACUAAAAUGGUUACUUGAAAACGCAACAUAGGGAAGAAAAGGGGGAAAUUAACACGCCGAGGGAUUUCGCAAAUCAAAAGGACUCAGAUCUACCAGGACAAGUUGAGGUUGACCACGUGGUCUAACUCUUUACAUAGGUCGGGCUUCUCCCGCCGUAUGUAGGCUGCCUCCAAGUAGCGUAGUAACCAAGUUGUUAGUGCUCAAACUAAUACUCAAAAAGAUGUUUUUUUGGGUCAACCGAAUAACCGCCAUCAAGGAGGUGCUCUUUAAUAGAAGACCGUACUUUCUAGUUUCCUGCUUAGGAAGCCAUCUAGGCUUCAGAAUAGCAUGACGUUUCUUUAAGUCAUGAAUGAGAGACCCACAGAGGACUGUGCUAUCGUCAAGGUUUCUGGUUUGGGAAGGUUGGAGAACCGCAAAAAUUUUCCAAGUAGUUUAUUGUGUAAAAAACAAAAAACUGCAUCCGUCAUAGCGGGUAGCUGAACCUCCUCAUUCUAUCAGUUACAAGUCAGUUGUUUUUAACUUUUCUGUAGACACUUUAUGUCCAUUUCUCGCCUAAAACAGGCUAAUAAUCAAUUAGGAUUUUGGUUCUUAUACCUAACCAUUUGAACAAUUUAGAAUCUUAUCUAGGAGAGGAGUUUUACGCCGCACAGCUUAUUUUUAGUAGCUUGUAGUUUCCUCUGAAAUUCUAGAACAAAAGCACCGACUUUUCACUCUUUGGAUAUCCACCGUGGUAGGAGCUCAAUUCUUCAAAGAAAUUAUUUUUCAAAAAAACCCUGUCCUUAGUUACUUUGUCAAAAUUUAAUGAGUGAGUUCAGUUCCCUGGCAUGAAGUAUGAGCAGCUGUCGUCAAGUCGAAUGCAUUUUCUGCGCGUUUCAGCGGCAGAUUUCAAAGAUUUAGUCAUCUUGGAGGAAAUCGAAUCCUCUCUUUUAAUCUCCUUAUUUACAGAGUGAUUAAAUUCGUGCAGCUCUAAUUUGAAACCAGUUACUUGUAUCAACUGUUUAUUCGGGCCACGUAGUGAAGAACAUUCAAGCAAAAAUUAGAUGUGUAUUUGCUUGGAAAAUACCGCUUGUUGGUGCCAAACCAACGCCUUGCAUACACUUACCGCUAAUGCGGAUGAUUGUAAUUUCAUUUUACCGAUAUCGUCUAGAAAUGAAUGUUCUCGAGUUUCGGUUCUGCAUUUUAACAGUGUAUAUAUUACUGACAACAUUUUAGUACUAUGUUUAUUUAAAGGUAGAUAUUGCAUUUACCGUUUACAAUGGGGUUUUCAAAGACAUUGCCUUUUACCCUUUAAAUAUACUGGCAUAUAUACUGACCUGAAAGGAACAGGUCGUAUGAAGGCCGCGAAUCCACUUCACCCAAUAAGACCAUCCUGCUUUGGGGUUGAGUUUAGAACUCUCGCGGACGGUAGCGCAACAACCGGUAUUGAUGUAGGAAAAAGUGUCGAAAUAGACAAAGGAAAAUUGGACGAUCACUUCUGGUUGGUUAGCCGUCGUCAACCAGCCAUUCCCAAUGUUAACGAUAAAGACCCACACUUGAACUACUUAUCAGCUUGCCUAUUUUUGCUCAAGAUUGUUGUUUCGGAUUUGGAAAUAACUUCCGCAACGUUUAUCAGGUCUCAGCAGAGCUACUGUUGGUCUGUUCCUGACACUUACAUACUUCUUUUUGAACCCUCUUCAUUAAUGAAGAAGCAUGGCUGCCCUUUUCCUUUCAUAAGCACCCGCGGUUUCUGGAAGUAUGUCUCGCCCUGGUCAUUUCGCUGUCUCUUGCUUUCACACAGAUCCUGUGAAACCCACGAUCGGCAACUCUCUUUCCUCUUGUAAAUGAUGGUGCUUAUCUAGAUAUCGGAUACAUUUUCAGACCUUCGUCAGUAUAUGAUUUCCGGCAACUUCAGUCUACCGUCCUCACAUUCAUACUCCUGCCUUCCUUCUCCAUCUUUUACUGGACGUCCUGUACUACUGGGCCAAUGAGUUCAUGGUAUCCUUAACGUACAUUUCACCAAAUGACGAUGAUAAUAUCACUGGAACGCUGCGCGAUAUUAAAACAACCUAGGACGGAAUAAUGCGGCUUACAGUGUCUCCUUCUUUGUGCUCAAGUACGUAAUUAAUUACAAUGCAGCCUCUAAACCAGUCGCUUUUUUCUGUUUCUCUUGCCAUAGAUACCGCUUGGUCUGGGAAUAGCUACGGGAAUUCGCGUCGGUCAGGCACUGGGGGCCGGAAAUAACCUGAGACCUAAGGUGACAAUGACAGCGGCACUGCUAUCUAUGUGUAAGUGCGACUUUUGUUUUUCGUAGCCACAGUCCCAUUCAAAAUGCUGAUAUUCUCCCACUUAUUUUAAAACCAUAACUUCACAUACUGACAGAGAAUAAUGUUGCCCACGUCGCUGAGGUCGAAUUCAUUUUCCUUCGGGAGUUUGACAGGAUUACACAUCACCUUGGUCUUGGAAUAUAAGAUUAGAAGCCGUUCAUUGGGAUAUUAAACAAACGUUAGAAGGAAUUCAAUUGUUUCCACACACACACACAUACACACACACACACACACACAAAGCGACUCUGUUUGUUGUUUGGGGUUUAAAGUAAAAAUCAUUAUCAUUGCACAAAAAGAGCUCCUCAGUUUCCGGGGGCACGGUUGUGACCUGGGUGUUGUGCGACGCUUGAGUCGCAUCUUCUACACUCACUCCUCCAUUACCCGUCGAGAUCCAGUGGCAUGACCUCAGCCGGGCGGGCACAGCUGGGGACCGCAUUCGUGCCAGUCUAGCAGCAAUAGCAACUAGGCUGGAAUAACUUUGAAGUUCCAUCACUGGCAGCUGAUAUAAGAGUACGCUAAGUAGGAUCCAUUGCAGCCAUCCUAACCGCAGCUUUUAGCAUGAUUUUAAAGCCCAGAAGCGCCUCUGGUUUGUCAAAUUUAGCGCGGCGAUUGAAUAUGAAGCCACUGCCUUUUAUUACUGUAUACAUACAUACAUAUUUGACGUACCUAUGCGUGUUAUAUUCGGGUUACCAAUAGAAGUAAAGAAACGAGUCCCAGGAAGUAGUCUUGAAGAAGGAGACACGAUUGCUAGGGCAAGGGCUUUAUUAACUUGACGUUUCGGAUUCCUGCUCGAAUCCGUCAUCAGAGCCAAAAGCAGAUAAGGUGGUUCAUUCACAUGCGGCUGCAGUAUUUAUGGGAUGCAGCCGCAAUGCUACCGCUUACCUAUGAACAUUCACUGCUCCCCCCUUCAUCAGGGAUCUGUGCACUUGGUGUGCUUAUUGUUUGAUGGCCGACAUUUGCGUCGUUAACUGAUGCAAUUUCAUGAUGUGCGUUGUAUGUUGGUGUGAUGAUUGCUCGACCAUCUGACCCACCGACCCUGGAGUGGGGAGCAGUGUUCACUUGUGCGCUCCCCGCGUGGCUUAUUACUCGGGUUACGGUUGCGGUUAAACUUGCGGUUAGGGUUAGGUUUGUCUGUUGCGUGCCAUUUUACCCCAAACCAAUACCCACGGAUUUCAGCUCCCCGCCCGUUCACCCGCGCUUAAUUCGCAUUUUCCAGAUUGGCCGUUUGUUCCGCCACCUUGUUGGAGUGAUGAAACAAACAAAUGGCAAAAAUAUGGAUUUUCUCAAUGCCUUCGGGAGAUUAUGUAACUUAUCCCCUCAUCUGCCCCACUCAUAAAACCACUAUUAACACCCUCCUCGUAAUACAGGAGUACCUGUGAUCCAUUUCCACGGUAGGGCUACGUAUUCAAUUCUUCAGAAGUUUAACAAGUGGGGGCCUUAAUUAGCAGGGCUAUCUCUUUCCUCUUCCAACCAAAGACGAGUCGGGGUUAGUCCAAGGGGAGGUCAAAGCGGAUGCAGUAGCCGUGGCAUCACUCGCUAGACAGGCGUUUGUUCUCUAUUAUGGAUCCAAAUCACCAGCAAGCAACCCCGGGGGACCAGUCACUGAUUGGUGCACACGCAGUGAGCGCAAGCACAGGAAUUGGCAGACAACUCACAUUAAGCAGCCGUCCACACUGCACCAAGUCUGGAGAGGUAACAGAGCAAAUUCUCCGGCAAUAUGACACCCGUGUGUCUUAGGAAACGUUAGUUAAAAGUCCGAAAUGAUUUAGAUUAUGAAGAGUUGCUUAGGCGUGGCUGUAGAAUUGAUUAUAAUGUAACAUAAUUCUAUGGUAUUCUAGCCAGGCCAUAAUGCGAAUUUUGAGUGCGUUCCAUUCUGAUCGCGUUUCAGAACCACGCUGAUUAAAAUACCUACUUCAAUAGAAGGCAUCUAUCUAUUGAUGUUGGGUACCUUUGUAAAUCUAAAGUUACCUUAUGUAAGGCAUGCAAAAACCUUUUUUACCUAUUUUGUAGUUACAUAAUUACGACCCUUCCAUUAGUGCUGUGCAUGAAGCAUACAAUUUGUGCAUGUCCAUUGAGAAAUUCUAGGAAGCCUAUACGGUAUCGUCUUAAUUCCGUAGAGGAAUGCUUGAUCUCUCUCAAACUGAAGGUGUGUAACUUGUAGUUUCGAAACCCUAAAUGCAAGUUGAAUGCCAGGCUGGGUUAAAAACAAUUCGGAAUUGUAAAACCUUUUUGAAACCGGAAGCUAUUAUUUCUUCGAGUAAAAAGUUUGAAGAAUAACUUAUUUCCUAGAAAACGAUAUGAUUCGGGAUGACUUUGUCUACGCUUUCUAAGAAAAUAUAUUGGCUUUAUAAAAGCAUCAAAAUCAAUGAAAAAACUCACUCUACAUGAGGAGUCUAUUUUUUACUGAGAGUUUUGUUUUUCAUAAGUUUGCAAGACGCGCAUUCAAAAGCCGGUAUCGCGGUCUGUAUGUAAUAUUUUUGAAUGAUUUGGGAUGACAAUCAAUAUUACGACCCCAUCAAGGUACAGUAGGUGGACUAACUCAUGAAAUGUCAACCGAAAUUUCGAAAUGAGUUCUCGUUUAGAAAAGAUUAAUUAAGUAGGUUUGUAAAAUUACAAUCUCGCAGAUUAAUUCUGUAAUGAUCUAGUUACCUCAAGGCGUCGGCUUUCGAAUGAACUUAUUUUCGACUCUAUGCAAGAACAAUGAUCUGAAAAAAAUGACUGCUUAAGUAGCAUGCAAUUUUCUCAUUGAUUUUCGAUGUCCUUGAAGAUUCACCUAUAUUUUAUGGAAAACAUGAGCAAAACUGUUCAUUCUUAUUCGGUAGAAAAUGACGUCUUGUUUCAAUUUUUCACUCAAUAGAAGUGUAUACUUCGGUUUUAGAAAAGUUUCUAAUUGCGAAAUUUUCAAUACCGUGAAAUGGCCGUUCAUAAAAAGUGAUGCCUCUGAAUUUACCAAUGUGGCUUAUAAAGUUAACAAUAUUGCUCAAAUCCACUGCUUACUUUUAUGAACCCCACGUGGUUUCCUCUGAAUACCGUGGGGAAAUGCAUGGUUUUUCGUACACGGAAACUAUGCGGCUUGUAGUUUUGAAACCCUGAAUACAAAUGUAACAGCAGGUCGGGUUCGAAGUUAUUCAGGAAUUAGAAAAGUUUUUUUUUAAAACCGAAUUAUACUCUUCUUUCAAGUAUGAAUUUGGAAAAAAGACGUCAUUUUCUACCGACUGAGGAAGAGGAUGAAUAUUUUUAUGCAUGUUUUCCCUGAAAUAUAAUUGAAUUUUCAAGGGCAUCAAAAAUCAAUGAGACAAUUGCAGGCUUCUUAAGCAGUCAUUUUUUGCAGAUCAUUGUUCUUGCAUGCAGUCGAAAAUAAGUUCAUUCAAAAGCCGACGCCCUGAGGUAACUGGAUUAUCAUAGAAUUAAGUUGCGAGACGAUAAAUUUCACAACCCUACCUAAUUAAUCUUUUUUAAACGAGAACGCAUUUCUAAAUUUCGGUUGAAAUUGCCUGAGUUAGCCCACCUACUGUACUUUUUCCUUUCCUACAUCACAUUUCAAAGUUUCAGUUAACGUUUCAUGGGCACUACUGACUGAAGGAUGUAGAAUGCUAGCUCACCGCCUGUGGAAAGAUGAGCAUGAUUUACGCAACCAUUUAUGAUGGCAACUGCGUCGACACACUCAAAAGUGCCGGCAGACGACAUGCAGUUAGUCCCUACCCAGCUGAAGUCUUCAACUUCAUCACUUUCAAACCUUUUCGACCUCCUUCCCUCCAAAAAACGAUGGCGAGUUAAUCCAUGUGACUCCCGACCAGCCAGUUACUGUCUCAUUUUCUCGACUGUCUGCGCAUGUUCCGCCAUCCACAUACGUUCGACCCGUUUUGUCAUCUUGCUUGCUAGUCCUGCAAGCGCAGCAGAUAUAACAAGUAACUCCUGAAAUGUACUUUUUACACGUGCUGUAUAGGGUCGAUUUGCCCCCCUAACGGGUCAUGUGAUAAAUGCGUUGGGCCAGCACAGGUGCCAUGUCGGAUCCUGACAGGCGUUAUCGAUUUUGUGCACCGUAACAAAUGCCAACAUUUCGGGGUGCGGUGGCGGAACCGGUGGCCGACGUACGUCGCGCACGCUGGCACCCUGCCUCACCUCAUUGCUGUUGUUAAUCAAAGACCUGAUUAGUUGCUGUGUGGAUCAGGCGGUGUGGAGUGGUACGCCAAGGUACGGGUUCGGCCAUGCCAUCCACCUGUGCCCUCCCCCGCCUCCGCUCUUUUUGACCCGCUGUCUUGGCCAAGUAGGAGGAGGAGGGGGUGCGGUAGAUGCUGUGCAAGUCUACUGUCACUAUAAACUAAAUUUUCGCACAAGUCACCGUCUCUGCUCUCACUCUGCUGUGGAGUACACGGUGGACAUCGUCGAAACCGAUAGCCAAACGAUUGUGCAGUAUCAAACAAUUAGCUUCACAUGGGUUAAAACCAUGUUCACUGCUGGGAGCGAACAAACCUUCAAAAAUAACAGUCGCCAGCAUAUGAACGCUAAGCAUAUAAACCAAAUUUCCUACUUUUCCUGCAUUUUUUGAGCACUAUGUUUCCAAUGAAGAUUACUUAAAUCCUUUCAUCAUGUGGUCCAUGGUGGACUGACAGUGCCCCUCAAUGAAGGAAUUCCCUCAUUUUCACUCUGUAUCUAGACUUUACUCUCAGUGGAUCCCCUGCGUUAGCUUCUGCCCGACUCGCUGUAAAUAAAUCCUAAGGUACUUUCCUUAACCGACGGAAUAAGCCGCACGGUGUUCAGUGAGUCCAGUCAUUAAUACCACGGACAGUAAAUGCCCAAGUUGUCACCUUGUAUUUGCCCGUACCGCCAUAUCUGCACACAUAGCUAGUCGUUGUAUGACGUUCGGCGAGGGUCCCAAAGCAUUGCGGGACGAACAUGUCCCGUGACCCGAUUGGUCAACGCCCCUCCAUAGUUUUUUGGGGAACCAAUGGAAGUUUCUUUUAAUCGAUUCAUCCUAUAAACUGUUUGGCCUUUACUAUCUGCGAGCGUUAUAGAGAGGUUUGUUUCAUAAAUGCAGGUAGUAAAGCCGGAACUUCAGACUGCCAAGUCACUGUUUCAAAUUUUUUCAAACGUUUUAGUCGUGUGUAUCACUUUCGCGGCUAUCAUCCUCGUGACACUGGGACGCCAACUCUGUCAGAUCUUCAGCAAAGACGAGUAAGUGACCGCAUUUGUCAGUAAGGUGACGGUGUGCGCACUGUCUGUCAUUAACUCUACUCAUGUUUUCUUCGAGGUAAUUUGUUUAGGAUUUUGUGUUCUUACAAAGAAUAGCUUCCGCCUUCCUGGCCUUUUGGUAGAAAAGCGCAUUGCAAUGAUAAUAGAGACAUGAGCUUUACUCAUGCGCCGUGUACUUCUGCUAAUAGCUUGCUCCGUCAUGAAGAGUUGACUUCCUGGUUAUAUAAGUUUUUUUUGUAACUGUCGUCUGUCCAGCCGCAAAGCGAGGAGUGGAUACGGGGAAAAUUCCCACGUUGCAUGCCUUGUGAGUCAACACUCCGUCGGGGGAAGCUGAUUGAACCUUUGUCGGGCGGUUUGUCUGGCGGUUCUUGUUCUCUCUCACCGAGUAAGCUCACCAUCAGGCUAUCUCUGUACGGCCUUCUUAAGUCCAGUGUGGUUGUUUGGUCCUGAGGUUUACGAUUGUGAGUAUGCCCUAGUUCUCCAAUGUGUGUUGCUAGUUGAGAGUUAGGAUCUGACCUCCGAGUGGCCGAUUCGUGUUCUUGUAGGCGACUUUGCAAGUUCCGCCAGGUUUCGCCCACAUAUUUGCGGUCGCUCUCAUUGCAAUUUAUUUUGUAGAUGACUGCUGAGGUUUCAGCGGGUGGCAAUGGAUCCUUAGGUUGCAUCAGACGGCGUCGAACUGUUGCCUGGGGUCGAUGGGCUAUUCCUACUCUGGUAGGUUGUAACAGUCGCGAGACCGCUUCAGAGGCCCCUUUAACGUAAGGCAUGUCCCUCGAGACUUCGGGUUGCUGCUCAUUAGGCCAUUUCCUGUGCGCCCGACGUCGGCUUCUCUCGUUGAAAUGUCUGAGAUAAUCGUUGGCUGCAAAUAGGUUUACAAGGUACAAUCGUUCGGAUCUUUUAUCUCCUGGCGUGUUGCAAUGUGUUUCGACUCUUUGGAAUAGAGUACGGACACAACUACGUUUGUGAGACAGAAGAGGGUUGCUUUUGAAGUGUAGGAUGUGUCUCGUGUUGGUGGAUUUUCGAAAUACUGUAGUUUGCAGCUGUCCAGUUGCACACCGGCGCACAAGUACGUCAAGGAAGGGGAGUUGGUCGUUUGUUUAUGCUUCCAUCGUAAAUUGAAUAUCCGGGUCAACCAAGCUCAGUAGUUCCUUUAGGUGCUCAAUGCCAGUUGUUUUGACAACGAAGAAGGUGUCAUCGACAUCGCGAACCCAGAACUUUGGUCGAUGCUUGAAACUUCAGCAUUCAAAUAAACCUGUUCUGGAGGACCCUUCUUCUUCUUCUUCUUCUUCUUCUUCUUCUUCUUCUUCUUCUUCUUCUUCUUCUUCUUCUUCUUCUUCUUCUUCUUCUUCAAAUAACCAACCCGGCUCUCUCAACUUUGCCAAUCUGAAUAUGUUUUAUUCUGUCUUUAUUUCAGAAAUGUCAUCAUGGAGGCUUUGAAAAUCUUCCCCCUGUUGGCUGUCUUUAUCUAUCUAGAUGCAACAAUGGUAAGUGCGAGUCCAUCAUACCCAAAGCUCUUUGCGUGGCCUUACAUACAACUUUAAGCGGCAGGCAUACAGAUUUCUCACUGCGAAAACUUGCAUAGCCUCAGGCGAGGAGAGAAACCUGUUCUGCCAGAAAACUACCAUCUCCGUGGACUUUCGAAUUGAAACUACGAGCUGCGUCCUUCGGCUGCGGUUGACUCGUCUCCAUAUGUGCGAUAGAUUAGUACUCACAGAGCCUCUGACUUGCGAUAUGCGUCCAGUACAUUCUGGACCUAGGCCAAAGCGAGCCAGCCCUACGAAUCAAAUAUUCUGUGUUCUUAACACAACUGGAAACGAUGGUGUCCAUAACACCUGAAAUGUGCUUGGCGGUCGGUGGCUCGAUUCUGCCUGAGACGAGUAUUUUAGCCGGCGUAUUUAUCUAUGUCCAAGAAUACUAAAAUUACUACUAAGUUGAUUUGUAGAUUAUAACAAGUUUAGUCCUGUAAACGACCUUUUGAAUAGUGUAUUCCGCGCCAGCAGCAUAUUCUGUAGUGAUGCUUUGAGACGUUUUUACAAGAACCCUUACUUAUUAGGAGUGAAUGCCUGAUUAAUAAUAGGAAGAACCUUCAUUCAAAACCCCUCAUUUAAAAGAAGACGAAGGCACGAUCACUGGGACGGUAGAUUUGUUGGCCUUAGUUUUCGAACUCGAACUGGAGUUCAUCAUCAGAGACUGCUAAUGCAGCAACGUGUGAACAUUUAUUUCGUUGUUCCGUGAGGGGGGGACUACGUCCGUUGCUGGUCCACAAUGGUCCCCGGCGUGGUGACGCCGCAUGCACUUUGCGGCGAUGUGAGCUGCGCCACCUGGCUGCGUGGGCGGAGUGCGUGAUAACACGCAGGCAAAUUAAUGUGUCUAUUGUUAGAGUUGGUGUCCGACACCCACGACUCCAACAUUUCUCGCCCCGUCUUGUUGCCGGCUCGUGCGAAUAUCCGCGUGUUGACGAGUUCGAACUCAUGGCCUUCCUCCAGCGUGUGAGUGGCGACUUGAGAUAGUGGGUCACCUCUCCGAACGGCCCGUUGUGCUCAAGUAUUCGUGAGCUGAGACAUCGUCCUGUUUGGCCUGUUUAGUGGCAAGGACAGUUUUGGCACGGGAUUUGAUAAACUGCGCCCCACUGUUCACCUGCGUCCAGCCGAUCCUUCAUUCCCAUGAUCCUGCUACGCAUGGUAGCCGCCGGAUAAUGAGCGAUGCCCACGCCUAACUCUGACGCAAUGCGUUCUGUAGCCUCGAACACAUUCUUUAUGUAGGGUAGGGAGUGCCAAAUUGUUGGUAUCUCUCUUCCGUUUGUCCGUCAUGGGUGCGAUGUUUGCAAAACACUUUUGGCAACUACAGUAUCUGACUAGACAAACAGAAAUCAGCAAAAACCCAUACCUAUCUGUUUUUUUUCAACGUGAAGAAUAAGCCUACCUUCUUGGCAAGGCAGGUUUGUUGUCGGAAGUCGUACGACGUUUGAGCAAAGACGCAGGCCCUUGUAAAACCUUUCCACACUUUUUCUAAAAGACUCUGGCAUAUCCAAAUUCUCGCGUUGGUCUGUAAGGUCGUUUUUUGUCUGAGGGAAAGCCUCUAAAAUGCUGAAACCUACUUUAAGUAGUCUAAUUUAUUAUGAUAACUAUUACGUUUGUUUUGUUAGGGUGUCCUCACGGGAGUUUUGCGUGGAUCCGGUAUGCAGAAGAUCGGUGCCAUCGUGAUUCUGGUUGCCUUCUAUGUGGUCGGUGCUCCAAUUGGAUUCAGUCUUCUCCUCAAAACACACCUGAAGUUAAUUGGCAAGUUCAAGCUAUGUGUCAAGCCCACUGUUGUGCUCCUAGUAGCUAGAAAGGGAAGUAGUGUUUCAAAUUUAUUACAACUUCUCUUUCGAGAGGGAGAAAGGACUCACCGGAAUCGUGUUUAUUGCACUGCUGGCGUUUCGGAGGGCUCACUCGUCAUGUUAUUUUUGAGGCGUUAAAUGCUCAGAAUAGAACGGACGUUCAAAUGACUCGUCGAGCUGGUCUGCCUCGAGAUAAUCGAUUCUUUCGUAGUUUCGCUGCCUCUAUCGGUCAGAUGUGGUUAGGUAGCCCCACCUGAAGUGAACAAACCCCGGCCACCUGUAAUAUGGGACCGGUGGUAAUAGGGGGGUUUUAAAGGUGGGGAUGGUGAACGCACAGGCGAUGAGGUCAAGUAGUUGUAUGCAAAAGAAAUGAUGUUGGGAAUGCGCGGUUAUACUUUGAGUGGUUGAGAAAUGGUUGUCCUAACCCCUAAUCCUAUCCCCUAGCUCUAACCCCUAACCCUAACCGUAACUUUAACCCUUAAACGUAACCUCUAACCCUAACCUCAACCCUAACAGUAUUGGAUCAAUCAGGUGGGGCUAGAUAAUCACAUCCUACCCCUCUGUCGUUUGGGUGGUUCUUGGUGGGCUUCGAGGGCUUACUCGUCUUGCCAUUGUUGAAGCUUUAAAUGCAAAGAAUCGAGCAGACAUCCAAAUGACUUGCUGAGCUAGUCUGCCACAAGGUAAUCAAUUCUAUUGUAUUUUCGCUAUCCGUGUCGUUUGGGUGAUGCUUGGUGGGCUUGACAACUGAUUACGUUAUGAGUCAUCUUCUCCAGGGUGGUAGCUAGGCCUCUGCGGUGGUUGGUUGAUCUGGAGGGAAAAACUGGAACGUUAAGCAACGACUAGGCUGAUCAGCCGUUCACCAAUUUUUGCUCGCCACCGCCGCCGCCACCACCACGAACCGGAAACCGAACCUGCAUUUUACCAACAGGGCCGAUAGCUCGUGCUUUGAAAAACCUGACAGGUCUUUUUAUAGGAACUUUAAAGACAAUGGCCUGGGUGAAAAUGCGUUUGCUGGUAGUAGUCAAUGCGAUUAGGCAGUAAAGUUGUUUUCCAAUCCUUAAGUCUAAGAACGGCCAAGGCAACUACAAUACUCAUGCCAUUCUCAUAAAACGGCUCAGCGGACUUCCGAUCUGUGAUGCUUUCCUGCUAAUUUUCAUAGAAAGAUUCGGCAAAGUUGAUACAUUGCUUACCCGGAACAAAUUUAAACAAGGCAAAGGCGACAAAAUGUGCAGAAUUUGAUGCUUAUAAAACUUCGACACCUCUUUUCAACUUUGCGCGAUCAUUGUUUAUUAAAAGUAUAAACUGUUCAAAUAGAAAACGACCGGGGGGGAGAUAAAGACGGAUUAAUGAUCUGACAUACUGGUGGGCAUGGUGCGAGAGGGGAGGGGGAGGUUACUUAGGGGAGCGAGUUCUAGUCAUGUUAGCCAGUCAUUUGGGGAGGGGGGGGGGAACGGAGGAGGAAAUAGGCUUAUUUCCGUCGUCGGCUAUUACAGUGGCAGAGCGAGGUGCAUCACAUGAUCUGACCGCUCACACAGCUCUGGCUUUCUCCUCCGUAUCGCACCGACUUCUAAAAAGCGUAAGAGACUCUCAGUAGUAGCCCGAAGGGGACGUCUAAAUGCGGUCAUUGGGUCCACCGCGGGGCGAAUGUCCGCCAGGUGUUACGGUAUUGAACUUCCGGGUACCUGCUGUUCACUCUUAGGUAGGAUCCUUUUUGGUAGCCCUCCCGGUACUGAAAUCGCCCGGCUCCCUAUCUUACGGGACCGGUGGUAAUGGGGCAUAUACGGGUGGGGCACUUGUGUGCAGGCGUCAAUGACGUUUAUAAUGUAUGCCCCGAAUUGAUGCCCCUGCUAAAGUCGUAGCCAAAUUUAAAUAUGGCGAAAAAUGAAAGAAAUAAAAACGAACGUGGAUACUGAGUACGGUCUGCGGAAUGAAUGCAUCCUAGCUCCAGAUUGGGUUGGGCGUUCCUGAUUUUCCGAAAAUAAUAAUUUAUUGCCACUAAGGUCACAUGUAUGUUAGAAACUGAAGCAGUAGUUGUGUGCUAGACGCGAAUGUUGUAGUAAGCAAUGUGUAGAGCAAUUAGCCGGGAGGGCUACCAACAGGGAUCCUACCCAGUCUUAAUCACGCUUGACGAGGUUUCGCUGCAACCCAUAUUCGCUAACCAAUACAACUUCCUUCACCCCCCUUCACACUAUGCCCGACCGCCAUGUCAGAUCAACAUUCCCUGUUUUUAUUUACCUAUCAAGUUUGAUCCCCUUAACCCAUUUCUCAAUUGAAAGGUUAAGCCUAUUAAUAUGCAGGGGGUCAAGAAAUUUUAUGGCAUUAUUAACUUCUGCAUAUUUCGUCGCCUUUGGCUUGUACAAAGUUACUAUUGUUACUUUGCCUCGGCAAGCCAUGACGGCAGACAAAACGUCUGCGAAUGCUGACGGCUGUCGAAGAUCACGCCGCUUUACCGGCCAGGCUGAAAUUUGAUUUAAAUGCAGCAAGAACCGUGGACGCUGUGUCACCAGCGAAAUCCGUCAGUGUCCUCCGUAGUAGCACCAAUGAACUUCGCAAGGUACGGCAGCGAUUCUGUCAUUACCGAAUGAGGUUUGUUUGUCUUUGAAACGUCAUGAUCAGCAGGUGUUCCCUGAGAGAGCCCCAAGGCAGAACGGGAUGAGCGAGUUCCGUGACGCGAUCGGCUAACGCCCUUCUAUCAUUGGGAUAACUCUUCUGAAUUAUGGCACAGGACGUUCCGUGUUGCCCCAGCCAAGAAUGAAUACCAAUCGCAACAGCUGUAACGUUAACUUUCUGAAGAAACUAUUUCGACUUAAGAACGAAUACCAUGGAAAUUCGAAUUGACCGCACAAUAAGCCGUAGGUGUUAUACUAUCGUGUGCGCGUAGUCACUCUGAAAAAAAAACAUUUUAAUAAUACUUUGCCCCAUAAUUAUGACCCCCAUCAAAAUUCUUAAUGUUUUUGCAUGGUGUUUCAUUUCAGGAAUGUGGAUAGGCUAUUUCAUCGGCAUUUGUAUCAAUUCUGGGGCUUACAUAUACAUCUGUCUUAAAAUCGACUGGGAGAAGCAGGUCGAGUUGGUGAGUUUGCAUACUAGUUAGCAUGCAUUUAUAUGUAAAUCAAGAGUGAUGACGAAAGAGUGUGGAUGGACUGAAGCGCCACUGUUUCGGGAUUAUUCUGUCCCGAAUCAGCCAAUCAUAACCCUGAUUACCAGCUGGAAACAGACACGACAUUUCUACCGUUGUUUCCGACAACGUCCACCGUGCGCCCAACAACAGAGUGGGUGCAGCGACGGUGACUUGCAUGUGGGCUAGUUUAUAAUGAUAGUAGACUUGCGCUGCAUCUACCACACCUCUCAUUCCACUGCCCGCCUGGAUCAGGUGUUAAGACAGAGGCAGGAAGACCGCGGGGGCGGCAUCGAGGGCAGGCGGCUGGCGCGGCGUGAGCCCGUGCCUAGGCGCACCACCGCACUCCCAUGUAUGACAUUUUUUAAGAGUUCGCAGCCUGAUAAAGCGCGCCGGACCGAAAUCUGUCCCCGGCUAGAUGCAGCGCAUCCACCGUGUGGCCACCGUGUAGGAAACACCAGAACCAGAAACACAAAUAUGCUCACGCACAGAGCGCAAACGGGGUUUAUCAGGUGGCUCAAAAACGCUUCAUCUGCCCGGAUCUCAUCCGUGUACGUCAUCCAACAUUCUCUGGGAUUGCAUUAGGGGUAGUUGUUCAUGUAGAAACGGGUGUAAACCAAUCCACCGGUUUCUGAAGCAAAAUACACUCUCAACUACUCAGCAUUCGACGUAUUUAUUGAAGAACCAAAGUAACCCUAUCCAGUGGCCACAACCUCUUAUGAAUAGGCGACUGCGCGCUGAUCACCGUGAUGAUAGUGGGCAUGUAUUGAAGCAUAAAGCGGUAUUUUUAUAAAAAAACGUUGCCAAGAUCGCAGUCUUUUCCAAUUAGGAGUUAAGUGAGUCCCAAAUCCGGAAGUGUUGACUGACCUGCCCAAUAGUACUUUUCCGCCAGCCGAAGACAUGCGCAUGUCUCAACUGACUGAUAAAGCUUACUGCCAAGCGAAAAUGUUUAAGCUCAGAAAAGUUAAUUAGCAGAAGGAUGAGUAUAUGCUUGCGAACCAUCCAGCCAAGCUAAAUGGCCCGCCACGACUCCUUAGAAGAUUCAAAAUGCUCUAGUGAGGCACGUGAGAAUGGAUUCAUCAGCUUAAUUGGGUCGCGUAGGAGUCCCCACAAGCAGGCCUUCUAUAGUCCCCUAUUUUGCUAUCCAGCCUCUGUGAUGAGAUCCAGGCUGACCGUUACAGAACAUCCAUAAGUCUGUGAUUUUUACGACACAAGCAUUCACUUGUAUGUCCUUAGGCCAGCAGAACUAAAAAUGGUGCUCUUCAUACAUCUCGGUUUGUGAUAUAUUUAUUUAAUUGGAGCCUGAAACCAAACCAAUUGAAAACAUGUGCGGACGAGUAAAUUUUCUUCACAUCACUCCCCAUUGCUCUUAGGCUGCAGCAAGAACGCGAAUGCCUGAAGUGGAACACCUGACGCAAGAGAAGGGUACGCCGAAAAUUUUCUAUCCACCCCAUCCCGCCGUUUGUUUUCCAUUUUGAAGACACAGGCUUAUUCACUUACUCUUUAAUGAUAGUAACUCUAACAAACACGUUUUGCAAAUUCUCGGCUUUGCUUUGCUGGCAUCUACCCUGCAAUUAGGGUCGUUACCGGUGGCAAGCCAGUCUUUCGUCGUUGCGUCUAAGACUAACUUUCUACUGAUACGCGGUCAGUAGUAUGUUUUACUAUCCAUACUUUAGUAUCCUGGCGGUGCAUCGCGCUGAAGAGAGCCAUUUUCACCCUGACACUGGUGACAUGCACAGUAAUCGGACUCAUCAUCAAGUUGGCACCUCCCUGGGCUGAAGUGUUCGGUGACUUUUGUGUCUUCAGUAACGGAACCUCCUUACCAUUCGCCCGAUCGGAUCAAGCAGCGUUGGUAACCUUCGCAUCAGCCAACGGCUGCAAAAUUAUCAAAACUUGA
Messenger RNA from Spirometra erinaceieuropaei, 48179 nucleotides. The record is from the annotation of a GenBank genome assembly. NCBI's taxonomy places the organism in Eukaryota, Metazoa, Platyhelminthes, Cestoda, Diphyllobothriidea, Diphyllobothriidae.